Xyrichtys novacula (pearly razorfish) is the source of this 55686-nucleotide messenger RNA. Lineage: Eukaryota; Metazoa; Chordata; Actinopteri; Labriformes; Labridae. The record is from the annotation of a GenBank genome assembly.
CAGACAUUAAAGAUGCGCAAACAAAACAACUUAUAUACAAAUAAGCACUGAAACCAACAAAUAAUCAGUAAUUAAUUUUUUUUUGAUGGUGAAGGUUUCUAAAUCAAUUUUAGCCGCUGUAUCUUUAAUCUUAACGUUCGUUCAAACUGCUAAGAACUACAUUUCCCAGCAUACCUUUCGGCUUAUCAAGAUGGUGGCGCGCUGCACCAGCUUCAGUUGACUGGUUAUCUUUAUGUAUAUUUUGCAGCGAUGUUGAAUUUAUUUGUGUUUGUUGUGCAUUGCAUAUGUAUUGCGUCUGCUUUGGAUUCCAAAGGUGAGAUUAUUCAAAGUUUAUUUGAUUAAAAAAAACAACUUAACGUCCCAAACUUACGAACAGAAAUGUUGUUGUCUGUUAGCAUGUACGGUUAGCUUCAUCCGCAGGUGACCUGAGGUUGAGAAUCCAAGAGUUUACUUCCAGAGUUUUACGAAUUACAGUCUAAUUUACUGUUAUCACAUAAUAAAGUUUGUUUUAAACUCCACGUAUCUGAUAAUAGAGGAUUCAUUGUGGGGUGUUUUUACUCUCCAGGGUCUCAGAAAGUCCACAGUCCCACUGAGACCUACUUUAUGUGGACAUGGCACCACAGGCUGUACCUGUACUCAGCUGCUGCCCUCAUCUUUGGGCUCUGGUUCUUGGUGAAGAUGGCACUGAAGAGGGUGAGUUGUGUUUAGAUACUGCUGUUGUAUAUUAAAGAAACUCUAACAGUCUGUAAUCUUUCAUUUCAUCCUCUGCUUUUCUCUGUGUUUUAGAAAAGUUUCUCCAAAGAUGUUGGAGCUUUGGUCUACAAAGCUGUGAGGAAGGAUGAGAACUCCAGUAAAGACACUGUGGUUCAUGUGUCUGCUGUGAAAAUCUUCUAUGGUUCACAAACUGGAACAGGAAAGGUACUGAAAACCAAACCACCCUUACCUUUUACCUCAAUCUUACUGUCCUUUUAGUCUUUGUUUUACUUUAAUCUUUUCUUAUCUAACCUUUUAGGCCUUUUAUUGUUUUUUUCUUGCCUAUUUUUGUUGUUCCAUUUUAUCAUUAUUAUUUUAUUGUGAUGUUAUUAUCAUUAUUAAUAUCCUCUUUUUAUAAUUACUAUCCUGUUUCCUGCUUUAUACCUCUCAUUUUUUUAUUACAUUUCUUUUUCUCACCUAUUUUAUGUUUUUAUUUUGGUCCUCAUGGUCUCACUUUAUGUUGUAGUGUCUGUGUUUCUUAUAACAAAUGAAAUUGGCCUUCAAUUUGGACGCCUUGUUUUUAACUGAGCUUUUGUUUUUUAUUUGUUUUUAUUUCCAUGUGCUGAUAAUUUGCAUAUGUUUGUCAAAUCACUUUGUAAACUUCUGUUUUUAAAAGUGCUAUAAAAAUAAAGUUAUUAUUAAACAAGUUAUUACCUACCUGUGAUGAUAGCAUACAGACAAUAUAUAUAUAUAUAUAGGAGCCAUAAUGUUGCUUUGCUGAUCGGUUAUCCUUGGUUUUGCUGUGUUUGAAAGCUGGUAGGUUAUAUAAGUGACGGUCUCACCUGCACUGGGGUGGAGAGGUGAGCUUAGGUAGCUGUAACGUUUGUUGACCGUGCUUCAUGCUCUUUGUUUGCUAUGAUACACGUCACUAAGUGUGCACAUAUUAUAUCUGAUGUGUCCACUGCAGAAGUGUUUUCAGUGUUAUUAGAGCUACAAAACUGAGAUGAAAGACGCAAUAAUACACAACAGUAAAAUACGAGCAAACAGAACGGCAGUGUUUAUGAUUCUUUACCCAGCAACAUUUAUUAAAUCUUAUAAGUCUUAUGAUGAAGGAUUUCACUUUUUUCCCAUGUGUAAGCUUAUGUUUUACCCUUAUAUGAGCCAAUCAUCAAAUGUUAUAACAUGACGAUUUAUAAUUGUCUAAUGAGCAAUAACUGUGACUUUUCAAUUAUCCAGAGCUUUGCGAAGGAGCUGUCAGAGGAGGUGACGACUUUGGGAAUUCCAGCAGAGGUGAUUGACAUGAAAGACUACGACCCAGACGAUCAACUUGCUGAUGAGGUAAGCCGAGCCUUUAUGGAAGGUGUUUUUUUGAAGUAAGUGAGUACAGACAUCAGCCUGAAGAAAUGAAAACUCUCUAACAUGAGAGUGCCAGCUCCAGGGGCUGUUUCUUAAAACCCCGCCGGCUUUACAGCUGCUUCUGUGCCCGUAACCCUUAAUUUUACCAGCGUAUAAUUGAAGUGACUCAUUAAUUGUUGCCUCUCUGUUAAGAGGAUAAAUGUGCUGUAUAGACUGUACCAAGAAGUUGCUCCGGAGUGUUAAUUAUAUCUUUAAAAUGUUACUUCAAGCACCCUCGUCUUGGCAACAUGCACUUACAGGGAAGGUCUAAUUAGAGCAAAAUAAAUCAAGUCAAAUUAAUAACGAGCAUUUAUUGUUUUUUCUCCUGUUAAAAGCUGAGUGACAAACAAACAGUCGAAUAAGCCUGCAGCGGUUUAACGUUCCAGCUCAGCGUUUCCUUCAGUCAGUUCUUCAAACAGCUGCCACAGCAGACAAAUGUGUUACACUAAUCCCGCUCACCAGAGAGAGAUGGAUUAUUUUUGUCUGUGUCCUCUUUUCAUUUGGUGAGCUCAGACACCUUGUAAUGCAUUGGGAGAUGAAGAGGAGAGUUUGUUUGAUGUACAGCCAGAGAGAAAAGAGACGUUUUUUCAGAUGGACAGCGAUACAUUUUUGUCGAUUGGAAACACGAACACACAGCUGAUCCUCAGUCAGUGCACUCAAUCAGGAACCGGCCAUCCGUCAGGUCGACACAUAGAGGUUUGCCAGCAGAUAAGAGAGUUUAUUUUGAAUUUAGUCUCGACUGAUUUUCUUUCAUUUAAUGCAUGAAAUUUCAGCCGUGCUUGCUGAGUCAGCAGAGUCCUCAGCAUGCAAUCAUUUGAAAGAGGGCAGCGAGAGGUAAAAAGCUGUUUUUGGCAGCCGACUUGUAGUGCACUUUUCCAGAUAUCCAGAAUAGAAGUUUCCUGAAAUAGCGAAGAUUCAAGAUUCAGGACAUUGUUGUUAUUGGGCGACACCAGAACAGUCAGAGCAGCAGCACAGAAAAAAACAAUUAACAAAAACAAAAAUUAGAGUAAAACAGUCAUGUCAAAACUAGAUUACAUGAAUCUGCAGGCUGAUUAAUGACAUUUUCACAGGGCUGAUAUCACUAUCAUAUUUUCUCAACUACUUAAAAUUCCCAAACACAUUACCUACCUGAAAUGGUGGAUUUAUAUGUGACUUUUUAGAGCUUUCAUGGCAAUAUUUACCCCGGAUUUCACAUAGAUAAUAAAUUCAGUAAGAAGACUUUUGUCCACAGGGGGCGCUAAAACUGACACAAACUAAAAGUUCCUCACCGGAGCUUUAAACGUCUUUAUUGUAUUUAGUUUCUUUUUAUUUCAUAUCCUCUGUGGUUGAAGUGUUCCCUCUAAAUAAAACGCUUUGACCUUGUCUUCCUCUACUAAUAAAAUCCCUUUUUUAAAUGUUUAUUUCUGUUUAGUGCACCAACAAGUCGGUCUGCGUGUUUCUUGUGGCGACCUACACCGAUGGACAGCCCACUGAGAACGCUGAGUGGUUCUGUAAGUGGCUGGAGGAGGCGUCCACCGACUUCAGAUAUGGGAAGACUUACCUCAAAGGCCUCAGAUACGCCGUGUUCGGUCUCGGCAACUCUGUCUACGUCGGCCACUAUAAUACGGUGAGAGUUUGUUCCACCACAGACAGACUGCUGAGGUAGAAAGUUUGUCAUCUAAAGAUUAUUCAGAGCUCCAGAUUCAAGUUUUUUUAACACACAUCUUCUUAAUUAUUGUUCACCAUUCAGUUGCUGCUUUAAAGGUCAUUACUGAACUGAACUUGACCUCAACAGGUGGGUAAAAAUGUGGACAAGUGGCUGUGGAUGCUGAGCGGUAUGCGCAUCUUGACCCGGGGAGAAGGCGACUGUAACGUGGUGAAGAGCCGUAACGGCAGCAUCCAGGCCGACUUCCUGGCUUGGAAGGUCAAAUUCCUGAAGCGGCUGCAGGCUCUGGCCAAAGGUGAGAAGAAGAGCUGCAGCGGGAACUGUAAAAGUGGAGGAACCUGCAAGAACAAGAAGAAGGAAGAGGAGCGUCAGGAGGAUGAAGAAGAGGAGGUGCAGAAGAACAGAUCGGAGGUACGAAUGGAGGCACACUGUGAUGAUGUUAAAAUCCUGUCUUUGUGGUGCAGCAGUUUGACUCACUGGUGAUUAAAACUUCCAAAGUUUGUUUAGCCCUCGUUUUUGGUGACAGUCUGGAUGAACCAGCUGUCCAGCUGAAGUAUCAGUGAGCAAAAGACGAACUUCCUUCCAGCCUCUAAAUCAGCGGCUCAGAUGAAGGAUGAAUAUUUAUAACUCAGGUUCACUGAUCUGGCCAGCUGUCCAACGCCUUUUGCACUUUAUAUCUCAGUUUGUAAAUGAAGCAGUGCAUCCCACUGUAGUGUAACAUACCAGAGCACAUCUUAGUGUUAGGUUUGUUUGUUUGUAUUGAGUGAAAUUGUUGUAAUAUUGAUUUUAGCAGAUAUGAAGAUUUCUGCUGUGACCUACAACGUGACCUCAGCCAGAAAAUGUCAAAGACAGCAGUUAUAAGUGGAAGCAGAUACUCUCCAGACUUUAAUGAUGUGAAUUGUUUCAGUCAUUAACCGUACAUGAUUAAACGAGGCUGCAGUAGCAGCAGCAGCAGCCUUGCACAGACUCAUAAACAAGCUGCAGCCUUGGUUUUUACACUGAGCGCCGCUCUAAUAUCAACUCUGCGGCGCCCUCCGACCCUGGACACGAGUCAGCAGGUGAAGAUUAUUAGUUAAAGCAGGAAGGUGAAAGGCUGAGGUUUAAUUAGGGAAGUGUCCUCUGGCUUGUGAUGAUGUUUUCCACAUUACAAGGGCACUUUAUCUCUAAACUCGAACCCCGGAGUGGACUAGCUGAGGCUGAACAACCUUGGCGCUGUGAUGAAAAUCUGACGGGUGAGAGAGGAGCUGUCAUUCUUUAUGAGUCCUGUUUUUAGUGCGGCUGCUGCUGCUGCUGAUUCUGUGUAUUUCUCAGUGAAUGUCCCCGAAGGCUGACACAGAGGAGCGUGUCAUCUCUGUCAUGUCAAAAUAAGAGAACAGCACUUUUUUCUUUUUUAAUCGCCAGGCCAUGAAAUGACACAUUUCACAUAGACGGAGUAGAAACACACAAACAUGCACACACCAGCAGCUUUCAUACUCAUCACAGUACACACACAUGACUGGUUGUCAUGGUAGCAGCAGGCACCUUUAGAGCCAACUCUAGCUGAGACUCUGUCCCCUCUAUCUGCAGCACUCAGUGCACUCAGCAGAGGUGACAUUCAGGCGGAACCAAACACGGUGGUGAUUUAUCUGCCCACUGUACUCCUCAUGUUGGGAAUGCAGGAGCCGGUCAUCUGUGCAGCACUCCGAACACAAAGUGAUAAAUCCCAUUAAACACCAUAAACAUGCUCAUGCUUCUCCUAUUUAAUCAGGCAGAGCAAAGACGAUUACUGCGCGCCGUGAAUGUGUUCCAUAUGGGCUCCCUCUCUUAUGCAAUUGUGGACAGGUUUUUAAUUAGUUCUGGGUGGGAUGCUUCAGUGAUGGAGGAUCAUUUUCUCUUGUGACUUUAUUAUUAUCGUGCCCUUGAUUUUAUUAUUAGUUUAAAAUAAAUAAAUAAAUAAAAACUUUCUUCUUUCUUUGGAUUUACUCAGUUUUUACCUCUUUUGUUGUUUUCAGGAGGAUCUGCUGGAGUCCAGCAGCGAUGAGGACGAGUCUGGCCUGCAAGAAGAGAAAAGGUCAGGUUCGGUGGUCGACAUGGAGGAUCUGGGCAAUAUCAUGAGCAGCGCCAAGAAAGCAAAGGUCAGACUGCCCGGCUGCAUAGUUACACCAUUUUUAUACAUGAGUUCCUGUCUGUUUAGUUCAAUCAAUAAGUAUAAGACUUAUUCCUCUAGAGCUCCGUGAGCCACCGUCAGCUUUUCCUACCUUCAGCAAACCAUUAUUCUCCACAUGAGCUCAUAUAAAGGAAUCAAACUGUAAAACUGGACAUUUAAAAACAUAAUUGUGAGACAUAGAUGACUUAACUCUACGCUUCCCAGUCAUCGUCGCCCUGCAGGUUUAUUUCCAGUGUGUCUGUUUUAAGGUCUGUGAGGGUUUUAAGCUUUUAACACCUCGGUCCAAUUUGAGUGUCAGGAAGAGAAAGUGUCACUGAGUGAGAAGUGGCAGAUGGGUUGAUAGACGCGGACCCCAGCAGGCGAGAAACAGAGGCUUGUGUAAGAGUGAGGAGGACGCCCACCUCACAGACUGGAGACGAGCGAGUCACUCAAGAAAAAGCAGGAAAAAAAGAGAAGGGAGAGGCGCCGUCGCUCUCUCUCCUGUAGGUCCGACGCGGUUUAGUGUGAACCGUGUUUUAGGGAGCCGGGUCAGUGCGAGUAUGUAGUCCUCUAAACUCAGAGUACAUGAAUACACCGCGAUAAAGAGAAAAACCUGAUGUGGAGUUUCUGUCCAAGCAUCAGUUUAACAUCAGUAACAGUAAUCUGACAUUUUCAUUCUACCUUUACUGCACUUCUCCUCUGCUCAGGAAGAUUUACCGUAAAGAAAAUCUGUCAGAGCGAGAGACUGAACAACAAUCUCCACGUCUGUUUAAAAUGAAUGUCCCAUUACAUUACGCCGCUGACGCUCAGAUGAUGAUCUCCCUCUGCCUGCGUUAUGUUCAGCUCCUGCCUUAACUGAAAAUGAUCAUAACAACAAGAUUCUCCAAACGUGAUUUUCUACAAUGGCUCCAAUAAAACACGAACUCCUCCCUCGGUGACGAUAAGCGGGCCUCUCUCACCCUGAAUGAGACUUUUGAAGGGUGUUGGCUUCAGCCGUAUAUUUGCUCUAACAGAGUCAGUGUGUCAGCUCUCCUCUCUUCUGUUUGGACGGUCUAACACUUCAUCUGUAACUUAAACAAACGCUGAAGACGAGGCUGAGAGGAGCCUCUGUUCUUCUGACAGUUUGUUCUCAUGAAAACUUUAAACCUUUGUGACAUUAAGGUUAGUGUGAAGAUGUCAGUGUUCGUUUCCAAAGAGAAAGACCUGGACAGCUGCGACAUGACCGUGUCUCCUCCUCAGGUCACAUGAAUACUGCAGAACCUCAUAUCAGCUCUGUGAGGUUUGGGAGGACCUGUUUGUGAAGAUGACAGAGAGGCGUUUGUGUGACCCGGGAACCAUAAAAACCUACAAGCUCACUAUGAUCUGCUAACCCUAACCCAGACUCUGAUCCUGGUCCGACCAGUUUUGGCCCCCUAUAAUAACUUGUCCUGCCUGCUGUGUCGUCCCUGUUAUGUCGUCUGUCUUAAAUGGAGAUCAUCCUUCCUCAGAGUGUUGGCGUGGCCCCGCCCCUUAACCAGCUCUCACCUUCACUUCAUCAUAAACAGCUCGGAUCAAUGAUAAACAAAGUUUGAGGAGGAGCAUGAGGAGGUUACUGCUCCUGCUGAAAUAAAAGAGGACGGUGGAGGAGAGAGCAGAGAGAGGAGCAGGAGAGAGAAAAGAGGAGAGCAGAGAGAUGAGAGAGGGGAGCAGAGAGAGGAGGAGAAGAGAGGAGAAAAGUGUAGUCAGGCGUAGGGUUGGGAAUCGAGAAUCGAUGGGAAUCGGGACUAAAACUUCGAUUCUUCCGGUAUCGUUCGAAUAUUAAAAUUUCGAUUCCAAGUUUCGAUGCCUGAGUCCGCCGACCGGAAGAAAUAGCCGCCGAAAAUUAACGAAGAAGAAGCCGCUUAACACCAACGAGGACGGAGCGUAUGAGACGAAGCCACACAGAGAGAGGAGAGAGACAGAGAGAGAAAGUACAUUGUAACCCACAGCAAUGCAGCCGCUGUGGGUUACAAUGUAAUCUCUCUCUGUCUCUCUCCUCUCUCUGUGUGGCUUCGUCUCAUUUGCUCCGUCCUCGUUGGUGUUCGGCAGCUUCUUCUUCGUUGGUCAAAAGUUUGGCUAACUUUAGCAGGAAGAAUGAGCUCUUAUCUCAAUGCAACAUUAGCAAUACAGUUAUUUCAUGCAAAGGAGGGUAAACGACCAACAUGAUUAAACACCUCAGGAUUCAUGGAGGAGAAAUACCCGAGUGCUCGUCUUUGACGCGCUUCGCCGGUGUUGUGCCAGAGAAUGCACCCCUGCUGUUGAAUGCACCCCUGACGGGAGCGCGGUUGAAAGUACACAACAAGGCGAAACAAUCCAAGUUUUCUUACCGUUGAACGGAAUCUAAAGCGUGUGCCUUUAAUGAUUUCAUUCAGGCUAUUCAGAUAUGCCGAAAACAACAGCCCUCUGAUUCUGAAUAUUUACUGUCCUGAAAAUAUAAUGUUCUCUACAUUAACAGCUUACUCUACAGUUUAUAUACCCAAGUACACCUCUAUGUGUGCAUUUUUGAGACACAUACAAACAAAACGAAAGUUUACUGCUCCAUUUGACACGUUUUUUGAUCUAAUACCCGUGUUUUAUUAAAUAUGAGAUCAUAUUUCUUCCACUAAGAAGCUAAUCAGUGGAGGGGAGGCAUUCUAUGGCAGGGGUGCAUUCUACAGCACAACACCUGUCUUCCGCUAACCAGUCAGGAUCAGAUAAGUGAAACAAUAAAUGACUUCUGUCCUCUGCUAACUUUGAAACGGUAAAGAAAUUGAACUGUGUACGGUGAGUAAACUUAAAUAUCCACCUAACGUUAGCCCUUGUGCUUUUUCAUAGACAAACGACCUGAAAACAAAAAUUGAUAUUUAUAUACUGGUUGAAAAUGUGAGAAAUUCAUAGUAAAGUUCCUAAAAAGUUAAUAGGAUUUAAAAAUUCAUGGAGAAGUUCAGAAAUUUCAUCCAAAAAGAAGAGCCCCGGUUAGCGCCCUUAUUCAAACCAUGCUUUUUUUUUCUUUUUUCUUUUUGAUAUCCUGCCUUUUAAAAGAAUCGAAUUAGAGAAUCGAUAGGAAUCGGAAUCGAAAUGAGGAAUCGAAAUUGGAAUCGGAAUCGUUCAAAAUCAAACGAUACCCAACCCUAGUCAGGUGUGUAUAUCCAUGUGUCUGAAAAGCCAAGGGACAGAGUAAACAUGACAAAAGAGAGACCGCAGUGUGAACAAACACUAACUGACCAGUGACUGCUGAGAGACAAAGUCCUGAAUCAUGAAAUACAAGCCUGAGUCCUGACUUAUUAAAAGAUGUUACAUUAAAGCUUGAAGAGACUUUAAAUUUAAGGGGUAAAAAAGCUCAAAUCCUUGAAUUUUUAUGACUCAGCAUAAAAAUAUUUCACUACAAAUUAAAUCUGGCUUUUAAUUUGGUGAUUAUUGUCACCAAAAUAAAGACGAAACUCCUAAAGUGAAGCAAAGACGUGAUACAUGAUCCCUACAAGGAUGGACGUUAAGACUAGAGCUCACCUCUGCUUUUUUAGGAUGCACGCUCUACUGCCUUAUUUUAGGUGGAAAUAGAGAGAGAGAGUUAAGAAAGAGGACAAGAGGGUAAGAGCUCACCUACACCACCUCCACCCACUGCCCUGUUUUGAUGAAGAGAGAAAAAGGAGGUGAAGUCUCUCCCUUUACCUUCACAAAGACACAUGAACUGAGUUUGAUGAGUUUGAUCUAGUUUAGAAACCUUCUUUAGUGAAGAGGGAGAGCAGUGAGGACAGGACUGCUCCUUCAUAUUCCCGGUUACUUCUGCUUCAACAACCUCCAUGACUCAUUUAAUCUCCGUCUGAUCCCGGGAUGUUUCUGAGUCAGGGUUUUUUUUUAUUGUCGCUUAAUUUAAUCCUGAGAUGUAAUUAGUUUGUACGCCAAAUAUUUACAAUUGCCAAGAGAGAACAAGUAUUUAUCCGAGCUGCAAAUGAAGUGUGUAGAAGGAAAUCCCCCUGACUGCAACAUCUCAGUCUGUUCAUACAGAGCAGGACGAGCAGAGGUUUACACGCUGAUGGAUCUCCACCGUUAUUCACCCGUGUGUGUUAUGGAGUAAAAUGCUCUCUCUGUGUCGCAGGUUAAAAAUAAGGCAGAUACUUGACUCUUUCUUACCUUUGUUUGGGAGCUGCAGGUGGAGGUUCAGGCUGACUGUGUUUGUCCACUAGGUGAUGUCAGAGACUCUGAGUUCCAGGACCUGAAAUCUCUGACAUUUUACAUCACGCUGUUGAGCCUCAUUCCGUUAGCAUGAAUCCUCAGUGUACAUCAGUGUGAUAGAUACUAAGACAGUCAGUAACAUGGAGCCUCAGUGUGGUGAUGAAGGGCGUCUGAGGCCGCGUUCAAACACUUUAAAUCAGGAGAACUGCUCAGACCAGUUUACUGCAGCACACCUGUGAAGAUAAAGGUGUGUUUCCUGUUUCCUGCUUGAUUAGAAAAAACACAUUUCCUCAUAAUAGAGUGCUAGAGGAAGAGUGAGGGAGCUUGUAGUCUUUAUCCUGAAAAUGUCAUUAAGUGAAUAAACACAGGGCUGGAUUUAGCGAAGAUAAGAUCAGAUGAGAUAAAACUUUAUUGAUCCCCAGAGGGUAAAAUUUGGUCGAACAGCAACACAGACACAGUCAGCAAGUCAGAGCAGAGUGAGAGUGAGACCAAUAAUGAAACAGAAUAACAACAAAUAGUAGUUUAGUAAUCUAAUCUAAUCUGAUGGAAUAUAAUAGAGUCAAAUAUUUGAUGCCACCCCCCUCAGAAAGUCUGCUGGUGAUCUCUCUGUUUAGUUUUUACCAUGAGGCUCCUGCUGUUUUCUCCCUCUAAUGAGUUUCACUGGUUGUGACAUUUCAUGAUUUCAUGCUGUCAGACUCAUUACUCUCAAACCUCUGUCUCUAUAGUCGAGUUUUAUCUCCUUCAGCUGAAUUAGACUGUCGGCGGCUCGCUGCUUUUGUCACUAAUCCUCUCACUUUGACAACGUUGAAGUUUCUUUAUCCAGCCUCACUUGUUAUUUCGAUCAUGAUGCCUCCAUGUUUAGAUUGAUGCGUACGCAGUAGGAGGGGGGAGUGAGCCACAUAUGGCACAGAUGGAUCAGAGUGUGUCGGAGCUAGUGGUCCAUGUCAGCAUGCAUGGUUGAGAAUGACUGGAUUACAGCUAAAUGUGAUAUAUUUAUUUAUAUUUGUACAUGAACAGCAGGUCAGUGUGUUACAUCUGUUCAUUAACUCUGCGUAUAAACGUGUUUUUGAUUCCCAUGAAGUAGAUCAGUUUAGUUUUUGACCUUAUUUGAAUUCUGAUAUGAUAGUAAACGAGAUAUAAAGAAAAACUAAUUCUGGAAGUCUACUAUGGCUUCCUUUUAUUCCCCUCGGUCUGUUUUUUUAGUGAUGUAGUCGAUUCUCUUCAUAUCCGUCCCCUGAUCACAUGUUCGCUCUCUGUUAUCGUCUGUUUAAGCUCCACGCUGCGUCAUGGCUCCGAGAGGACUGAAGUGCUGUGACAUGUCCUAUUUCUCUUAGUCCAGACAGACCCAGGCGUGACCGGAUGUCUGUGAGCUCUCAAGCAAGGGUAAAAGCCGAGCAGUGGGGACCAGAGACCGGGGCCAGAGGACUCUCUGGCUCUGCACGCAAACACCGCAGGGACAGAUUGCUGCACCGUGGGCUCCAUGUUCCAUGUUAGGCUUCAGUUAGAGGAGGUGGACGCUUUUACUGGAUGAGAGUCUCCAUCUGAUUUUACUGAAUUCUGGAGUUCACAUUUAUAGAUGACAGAAUUUAGGAUUACAGCUUCUUUAAAAUCCCCCCAAAUAAAGCAGCAGCACUCAUGUAAAACUAACACACAGAGAUAAUCAAGUCUGAAAUGUCAACCAGCACUCUGACAAAUCUGAUGUGGUUUUCAGACACAGACUAAUGGUCCACUUACUCAGAGUCUCCCACAUAUCAAGAGAGUUUUAUUUGAUUGUACCUGCUCAUAAGGCGGAUUAAAAGGGAAACACAAACCUUAAUCAGUCUUAAGUUAAUCAAAAACAUACAUGGGCUUCGAUUUUGUCCUGGUUUGUUGUUUCAGUGCUGGAGCUGGAGUUUGUUGUAGGGCUGGGCGAUAAAUCGAAAAUUUACCGAUACCAAAAUUUAUGACAGUAUCCAACAUCGUUUAACCCAUAUCGGUAUAUUCAGUGUUAAAAACUAAAUAAAUCAAAGUUGUUUUUGGAUGUGUGUAGGUAGGCUAUGGUCUCAUGUCCCUUUAAGACGCUGUCCUACAUCAGAGACGUGACUCCACCCCAUCCAGUCUGUAACAAAGAGGUAAAGACAGGUGAGGAGAUGGAGGACGGAGAGAAAGUUGGAGCGGCUGAAGUAGACGAAGUUAAUGUGGGAGGGGGUGAGCAGCUUGUGGAGUAGUUAUCAUCCAUUUAUCAUUAUUGAGGUGAACUGAUCAAAAUAUCACGAUAUUGAUUUGAGGCCAGCUCUACUGCGGUGUCUUAUGGAUCUAAAAAAACAGAUUUCACAACAGGACUGAUAUUUCUGAAUGAAAAUAUAUUUAACUGCAUUAUCACAGAUAUCACAGCAUCAUUAAACAGCAAUAAGUAACUGUUUUAAAUUUGACAGGCUGUCAUUUAGGGAAAAAUCAUGUUAUCAUUUAGAAAAACAGUGACAGAGGAAAUUUCGGCAGACAGUGAGGUCAAAGUACAAAAGUCAUCAUCAACAACAUAACCAUGCUGAUGAGACUGCCUGCAGUGUCUGCAGACAUUAGUCUUUAUUUUCAGAGCUCAGGUAUCGUCUGAUAUUGUCUGAUUGUAUUGAUUAUUUCAAAAUGCCAAUAAUCUGACAGAUUCUGAGCCAAAAAGACACUUAAGUUUUCUUUAUUUUUCAGUAACUUCACCGAUUUUUCUGUAUUUCUUUAGUGCAGCUGUGAUUUAUUUCUCUGCUGAAGAGUCAUAUUUAUCUCAGAGAAGUUAAGGACCAAAACCAGCUUUAAAAAAAAAGCACAAUGGAAAUUGGACUCACAUUCAGCAGGCAGCCAGAGACACGUCGUCUUGGAUUAAUGUUGGAGCUUUGUGAUGUUUAGGUGCUGUUUGUUAAAAGGUGCUGAAUCUGAUUGGUCGGUGUUUUCUUCUUCAGUAUAUCGUAGACGUCUGACACAGAUACAGGAGACAUUAUUUGGACAGGACAGUGUAAAUACAGAGGCCUGAAGGAUUUCAGAGAGCAGGGAUGAUUACUCUGACAAAGUGGUGAUCAGACUGGUUUGUCUCAUGCACACAGAGUCCAUACUGUGUUCACAGAGGCUCUUGACAGACUCACUGAACCCUUUUAAAAGCGUCUGGAUCCGUGCGGACCGGGUUAUUGCUUUAUGAUGAGCUGCAGUGAACUGUCUCAGUGUUUGGGAACACAAACACACAAACAUCCUCGACUCGAAUCCACUCAAUAUCAGCCCUUUGUGAGAACUGCUGCUCCGAGAAGACGACACACAAAAACCUCACAGACGAGGUGAGGCUGUUCUGAGAUUAUCCGUCCCUGAACACAAACGUCUGUUCACCAGGCAGGACUGAAUCAAUCUUCAGUUAAAUCUCUAAUGUAUUCAGAUUUACAUACAAAUGUUGUAUACUGCAGUUAUGUAAGCCUGGCCCGAAGGAGGUUGUAAAUCUUACGAACAAAGAGGCUCCAGCAGCAGCUCCUCUGUCCAACAACGAUUUUCUUGUUCUUCCCGCUUUUGUCCCGUUUCGCCGCGGCCCGGCCUGCGGGGGCUUAAACCAGGAUUACCCCUGUAAUGUUCCGACGUUUGGGUGCCGUCCUAACCCUUGUUGAAAAUCUUCACGUUAUGCAAUGGUUAAUGGUUAUGUCACACUCAGUCAUGCUAGGACUGCAGAAUUACAACCCUUGAUCUCCAGCCUGUCAGACUUCAAACGCGGCGAAGAAACUCGCCUUGCUUUUAACUCGGUUCCCUAAAGUGAUGAUGAGCGUCAUCAUGAUGAAGGAGCGAACACAUUUUCAAACGGGCUUUUUGGCUUUUUUCAGACCAGCUUCCUGACUGUUGUCUGCACACUGCUAACAGUUUUUCUCCUCAACUCUCUCUGAACCCUCUCCGUUUAAUUCCUGCAGGCGCUGCGGCGUCCCAGAGUCUCCUUCAGAUGUAAAUAAAUUACCAUCUGAUUGGUUUUUCAUUUUGUUUGAUAAAAAAUACACAUUUUAUUUGCUGAAACACUCCUUUGAGUGUUAAAUGUUAGUCUGAAUCCUUCCCCCAACAUGAACUUUACAACAGAUUGAUGCUCGUCAUAACUAGGGGUGCAGCGAUCCGAUAUUUUGAUCAGAUAUCAGCUCUGAUAUUGACAAAUUAACUGGAUCUUAUAUCUGAUAGCGAUUCUGUUCGCUCUUUUUUUAACAAGGCUAAUGUCAAGCCUGAUGCAUUCACUCACAGGGAAAGGUAUACAGUUUAUUCUUUCAACAGUAGUAUUGGAUCGGUAUCAGAUAUCGGCCGAUACGCUCAGUCCAGGUAUCGGUAUUGGAUUGGAUUGGAAAAAAAUGGAUGGGUGCAUCUCUAGUCCUAACAGCACAGGAGGAGGGAGACAGGAUUUAUAAUCUUAGUUAUAAAAAAUAAUUGACUUUGAAAUUUUUUAUCCACCGCAGAGCAAAGCUGAAGGUCAAGGAGACGGUCAGAUGGUGAAACUAUCCAAGCUGAACGGAGUGAAGAAGGUUGAAGACGAAGAACGGAGAGAGAUGAUCACACCUGCUCUCAGAGAAGCUCUGACAAAGCAAGGUGAGGAGGAAACUGUUUGAUUUGAUCCAAUUAAAGAUUAUGAGACAAUAAUUAAAUUAGAAACGAAGAUAAAGAAAGCACCAGCAUGUGUGACGCAGCUUUAUUGAGAGUAUAAUUUCGCUGACUCGUUUCCUGAAGAACAUCUGCUGGACGCUUGAUAAUCAAUAAUCAUCCACCUGAAGAGCUCUACAAACCUCACAGCAGCUGUUUGUCAUCUCAUCCUUCACUCAUGAACACAUGAGUGAGAACAUCAGCUGUGAAUCAAACACACAAACUGACAGAAGAGGAGUCCAAACUCUGAUCCAGGUUUCUAAUCUCAUCUCACUUCGUUUAUUUCCUGUAUUUACCUCGUCAUUUCAGGCGCAGACAUUAAGACAUUAGGAUUGUUUGUUUGACCAUUUCCAAACUAAUCAGCCGCUGUAAUAGCCUUCUGUAUUUCUGAUGCUGUCUGAGAAAUUGGCCGGUUAAAACUGGCCAGGGGUGCUUCUUGAGGAGGAGUGCGGAGCAGGGGAAUAUUUGUUGUCUAAUGGCUCCUAAUGAUGCACUGCAGUCCAAUUACCCUCUCUGCCUCCUCUUGUCCUCAGGGUGCAGUCCCAGGAGUCUCACUUCUCUCUCCUCCCACACCGAAAACAUCAACAAAAUAAGUCCCAGCUGGUGUGGAAGUGUUUACAAAGUUUCACUGAUUCAGACGAACAUGCAUAAAAGAGUCAGACAUGAACUCACUCAAGUCUCACUGAUACAAAGAGAGUUGGGCUGAGGCUUUGUAAUUGAUUAAUCGCAUUUUAAUCGCAUAUGAAUAUUUGACCUGAGAACAGUGAGAAUCAUUUUUUUAAACGGUAUACGAGUGAGUGAAUCAAUGAAUAGUGAACUGAAUGAAUAGACCCUGUCAUGGGCUACUUCCAAGCAGUAUAAACACUCCCCAAUAAACUCUCAGACGCAGUUGAUUCACCUCUUCAAGUUUACUGAGGAAUCUUAUGAAACUGAAAUGAUACAGUAACAUAUAAAACAACGAGUUACGGCUUACACACAGACAAACAGCAGAGCUAAGCUACAUUAGCUUUAGCCGUUAUAAUCACAAACGAGCUCGAAUGCCGCUAGCAACGGAAAACAUGAAGCUAACUUCGUGUAGCAUUAGCGAUUAGCGCCAUAGCCGUUUUAACAACUUAAUUACACUUAAACAACCUUCAUCUUAAUACAACAACACAACAACGUAUGAACACUUACAGACGUUGCAUGGACUAGAGGGAUGAAAACGGAGGAAAGGAGAGGAGCUUAGAACUGAACAGUUGACGGACCUCACAAUCUGCACUCAAUAACCUCCGGUUUCUCGGUGACUCGCCGGCUACGUGUUGCCAUGGCAACGUGAUGUAAACAACUCACACUAGAGCGCAAAAACACUUAAGACGCAUUCAAGUGGCACAACACACAUUCAAGUAACAUUACAGACCCUGAUCCAGUGAGCCAGAGAGUUUGUUAAUUUUUCUUUCAUGUGUUCAAACAUAAAUCAUAUAAACACAUAGAUUCAGGACAAAGCAGAAAAAAGAGAUUUUUUUUUUAAUUAAAUAAGUGCAUACAUAAAUAAAUUACACCCCAAGUGUACCGUAGUGUGGCAGGUUUGUCGGUCUGUUUGACAUCAAAAUCAAAUUCAUGCAAUUUUUUCUUAUCUGUAUUAUCUUAUCUUAUCUUAUCUAUCCCGGUAAAGGGUAACAUCAAACAAAGUAUUUAUGGUAAUAAAAAACAAGUGACACUAGUUGAAAGAAAAAUGUUUAUGACUAUAUAAAUACAAUGCAUACAAUAAAAAAACUGGUAUUAUACUAUUGACAUGCUGCGGUGAUAUAUAAAUUCUCUUUUUCAUAGUUUGUACAGGACUAUUUUUUAAUCCAGGCUUCCAUCCAUCUUUUUAAAACAAAAAUGCCCAUCAACACUGAGCCAAUCAAAACACAUUUAUCCACGACUUCGUUCAUUUUUCCAUGCACUGGGUGGGACUGGAAUCUCUGCUGCACUCACUCACAUUGGGGUGCGCCGGUGUAAGCGGUAAACCUGAAACUCAUCUAGUUAGAAACGUUCAGCGGUGCAAAAAUACAGUAGGUGUGAUUAAUAUGUGUUACUAUUUUUUACUAAUUAUUUAAUCACAACUAACGUGUUAAAGUCCCAGCCCUAAAAAAUAUGUUAGUUUAUAUUUAUGUAAAUGUUCAUUAAAAGUUGAGUCCUGUCUAAAUGUUUAUUUGGCACUUUUGUUUUAAUUUAUAAAGUUACGUGUAGUGCGUCCACAUCUUUUCUCAGUUAGUGUUUGCUUCUAAAAGUCAGUCUUAAUCUAUGAAACGUUUUACUCUCUGCUUGUUAUUCAGCUCGUUAUGAACGACGAUGACAGGGGCCCCCAUUGUUAGCCUUCACACCGCUCCACUAAAAACACUCUGUGGACCAGACUUCACUUGAUUGGCCUCGUGUUUUAACCGUUUCAUGGUGCUAAAGUCAUCUCAGAGGAAAUUUCUCAGAAUGAAAGUUUUGGCGGAUAUUCUGUAUCGUCUUUUUCUGGCAUUGAUGCAAAAGUCAUACAUGUAAAGAAACUCUCACCUAAGUCUCUCCUGGAGUUCAACAGUAAUGUAAUGUUUUAACGCGCGUCUGUAACGUCACCGUUAAAUUAGCGUUGGCGAGGAGUACACAGAGCGUCGGCACAUUCAUUUAUAAAACCAGUUUCUGGGGGUUCGGGUUUAUUUAUCUCAUCAAGUUCAAUUAAAAGCAAAAGCUCCAUUUCCUUAUUUCCUGAGAGAUCCUGAUAAAAGACGCUGAAGACUGCUCAAAACAUAACAGGCUGAAUUUCCAACUCUUUGAUUAAACAUAAAUCCUCCCCGCUCGUUUAAUCCCCCGCAGGCGUGAAAGUGUCUCGGAUCAAAGAGCGAAUUGUUCGCAGAAUCUUAAAUAAUGUCAUAACCAAAUCUCUCAGGCGCCGCUGAGUUUGGGCUUUAAAAGCCAAAACCCUGAGGCUGUCCACAAACAGGAGGUAAAACUCCUCGUUGGCUUGUGAUUCCUCUUUGUCCAAGCAGAAAAACAAACAGAUUAUUUCAACUCUGACCUCUAAAGUGCGGCCAAUGAGAUAACAGCAGUUUGAGAUGAUAACAAGCAGGGUGGGCACAGAGGAGACGGUAAAUUAGGGACCUGACUACAGAGUAAAUGAAAAAGAUAAUGAUCAUUAACCGACUGGAGAGUUACGAGCUUAUCCUGCGGUACACCAGCUCAUGUCAGCCGAUCAGCUGAUUACUGUUGACACAUCCCACUGUGGAUUCUUAAAAUGGGGGCUUUGUUUAUGUUGGGUAAGCCUGCUAACUACCCCACAGCCCACCUCCACUUCAGCUCCUCCUUCAUUUCCUUCGUCUUCGACUUCGUUUCCUCACUCAUCAUCAUUUAUCAAAGUCAUGUUCAUUUUCUUUAUUCCUAAAGUGUUUCUCUGUAAGAACAGAGGACGGGAAACUCUGCUCCUCUCUCUGCCCCCCUCCCUCUCUCUGAGGUUCGAUCCCUCCUCUGACACUUUAGAGGACACAUUGGAAAUCGAUGUCUCCAACAAACAGAGGAGGAGAAACCUGCUUACAUUAAGAUCAUUAAUAGUUAAAUAAAGUGCCAGCGGGCUCUCCUCGGACGUCUUCGUGUGUUUCAUGUUGUCGCUCAGAGCGAGGUUAGAGAAGGACACGUGCUCUCAGGGAGUUAUCAGGUGGAAAAAUGAUUUGAUAGCCGUCAGCAGGUUUUUUACCCCAGAGAGAGAAACAGGCACAGAAAACAUGAGACGUGUGAGCGAGAAAUAAAUUGAGUUUGUGUUUACAUCUGUUUGACUGAAGAGGAGCAGUUUCAUUAAGACUGUGAAUCAAAAACCUGUUUUUUUUUUUUUCAUUCAGGCUGUUUUUUAUUCUCUAAACGUCCUCGAUGAGUCAAACCUGACUCAUCAAACUCCUGUAGAGAAACCUCACACACACACACACACGCACACGCACACGCACACGCACACACACAAAGUCUCUCCUGAGGUUUAAUGAGAUAUUUUUAUUUGCAAGGCCAUGAAAUAAAAAACACAUCUGAGGUUAGAAACACAGAAACAAGCACCUGAUUUCCAACACAGGAGGUUUUUAAUAGCUGUGCUGAAAGUCACUUUAAAGAAAGAGAGAGAGAAAGAGAGAGAGAGAGAGAGAGACCUUAUUCAUCCUUUCAGAGGAAAUCCCAACAUCACAUCCUGGUCCAGAUUUAGACACACAGAUGAAUAAUUCUCUUUGGUUCACAUUACAGGAGAGGGUGAGUUAAAAAAAGGAGACGAACAAGGACUCACCCAGACCUGUCUGUCUGUUUAUAAGCAGAGGUAUUACUCUGUGGAAAUGUAGGGCUGCACGAUUUUGGCCAAAAAUAAAAUUCCAAUUUUUCGAUUUCGACUUUUUAUUCAGUGACAACUUCACCAAACUUCACUGUCAUAAAAAGUUUUCUAUUAUCUUUCAAAACGAAACCUCUGAAAACAAUGUAGUGCAUAUGCCAAGCCAGUAAGUGGCGCUGUAACGGUGAAGAAGAGUACAGAACAUGUGUUUAAAGGUUGUUUUGGUCGGACACGCUCAGGCGCCAUAAAAGAGUUACGCUGUGUGUCACAUGACCGUUUCCAGAGACGGAGAUGAAAUGGUCGUCGUUUACAGAUUUAUUCACUCUCUGACCCGUUUUCAAAAAGUACUGUUUACAGUCACCUGAAACGCCGUUUCAAUGUGGAUGAAACGCCGACAAAAAACUUUAGCGUUUCCUCCUGAAUUCGUUUCCGUGGUGACGGGUUGAUACUGCCUUUAGACUGACUUUGCAGCGAGGAGUGGUUUGCUCUUUGAAACUGUGAGACAUGAUAGAGAGGAAAAUUGAUUUGAUGAUUUUAAUUUUUUUUUAUAUUGUCACAAUCAAACAAUCAGAUUACGGUUUAAAAUCGAUUAAUCGUGCAGCCCUAUUCUAGAAAUAUAAGAGGACUGAUUUUUCAACACCUGCCCUUUGACCUCCACUCGUCGUAUCUCUGUUGAAGAGUCUCAGAGUUGAGGACUUUGAAUGAAUCUGACCAUGUGGAUACUAAAUGUCACCUCCUCUCUUUCUGUGUUCAUUAUCUGCUGAAUGAGCUGUGGGUCAAAGACGUGUGUUUGCUCAUUGACAGUCUCGUUCUCUCUCUCUCUCUCUCUUUGUGUUCAGGAUACAAACUAAUUGGAAGUCACUCAGGAGUGAAACUCUGCCGAUGGACGAAGGUAUGGAAACGUAUUUUCCUCCGUAAAGACAUCAGACUGUUUUAAAAGCUGAGAGCGUGAAUCAUAUUUGUGUCCUUUUCUGUUGACAGUCCAUGCUGCGAGGAAGAGGAGGCUGUUACAAACACACUUUCUACGGGAUUGAGUCACACCGCUGCAUGGAGACCACCCCGAGCCUCGCCUGCGCUAACAAGUGUGUCUUCUGCUGGAGGUAUGUGGUACCUGAAGAAGAAAGCACAUAAACACUUGAGGGGCCCGUUUCACAAGUAUUGACUUUAACAGCAGCCGAUAUAAAACUAAGCAGCGGGAAAUAGACGUCUACAUUUCUCUCUCUCUCUCGCCUAAAGCCGGCUGGCUCCUGACAACCUUAAGUAAGACGAAUAAGCUCUGAAUUCUGGGUUAAUUAGGACUUACAAACGGAGCUUUCUGGGGACGGCGUCUAAUUGGUGAAAUCCUUACAGCUCAGUAGACAGAGAGUUUCCUCCACUCUGUUUUUUUUUCUGUUUUGGAUGAGUUAAACGGUGAAAAGCAAAGACUGUAGGUGAGAAUUGGACUCAGUCACUUUAACACCACAUAUGUAAACAGCUAUUUAAAGGCUGGAGUUUGUAUCUUGGCUGUAAGAGGGAUCAUCUUUGCACAAAAUGAGUUAUGAUAAUAGAUUAUAGUUCACAGAUAAUUAGUUUUACGUGCUCUGCUACAGCAUUAAUUACUGCAGGUUUUAAUGUUGUUGAAUAACCGUGUAUGUUCUCUGAAAAUCAGCCAAUGAGGCGCUGUCUGAAUCGUUCUGUUGUGUUGAGAUGGCGGGACAUACUGUGGAUCCCUGAGACCGUGAAAACCUUCAUUCUCCGCUCGUCCAGAGCGAAGAAUUCAUCCGCCUUCUCUGUCAUCUUUCUGCAUCUUUUCUCUCUUUUCUGGCUUCGGCCCAGCAGCCUGUUCCUCUGUUCCUCUUAUGAAAUCUGUUGCAUGUGUAGUUCUUGGCUGUCAUAUCAAAUUUAUAGUGUUGGACACAGCUCCACUGCUGCUGCUGCUUCACCAUGCAAUCAUCAUAUUGCAGAUAUUGCGAGUGGCUGUUAAAGUGUUCAGAUUUUAGUUUCAAGUAUUUCCACUCUGCUGACACUGUAGCCACAGGGCUGCUGAUGCUAAUGUAACCGACUGUCAGGCGUUUAUUUCUUCACCUUUCGAACCGUGGACCUCCAGAGACUCGCUGCAGGCUGCUGUGAAGGGGGUUGCUGUUGCUGAAGUCUUGCUGCGUUUGCAAACGUGUCCUGGUGAAAUCAAGUUGAAGUCAAGGUUGGAGUUCAACACCGAUGUCCUAUUUUUUACCCUCUGAUGACGGGACACACGAACACGGAGAGAUCGGUUACACUAAGUUCCUCCGACCUAAAUGACCGGGGGGUUAAAUGAGCGACUCAAACUGCAGAUCCACAUUGAAUCAAAAAAAGUCAGAUUGGCUCAGAUUUGAUAAGUGAGAUGAGGAUCAGGAUAGGGCUGGGCGAUAUGGGAAAAAGUUAAUCACGAUGUAUUUCUUUCAUAUCAGGUUAAAAAAUGAAAUGUAACAGUGUUUAUUGGUCUCAUGUCUUUUCCAACACAAUAAUCUCCUGCAUCUGUGAGGUCUUUGUGUCUCUUUGGCGUUUUGUCGUAAGGCGUUGUUCUAGAGAAAGCCGACUGAAUGGUCGUCUGUUUCGGCUCCUCGCUCCUCUCGGGGUUUGUAACCUUUUGCGUUGGUCGUGCUCCGCGGCGUGGCGCUGCUUCAGGUGGUGAAAAAGAUUUGAGGUAUUCCCCGACUUUGUGAGAACAUGUACUCGACAUAAUUUACAGUCCACAUUACUCUGCUUCAUGUCCGACCUCCAAAAACCAAAAUACCUCCACACCACCGACGUUUUCCUAACGCCAGUGUUGUGGUUGACAUUGAUGUGGUCAUCUGUUGAGCCUUCAUGGUCAUUUCUGUCGGGGGUAGCACUCAUUUUCUUUGUUUCUCACCAACAGUGCUGUCGGCUUCACCUGUUAAAGUGCUAUGGUUGGGUGGAGCUGCUGUCUGCUACGACGCUGCAGUUGGUUGAUACUUGGUUCUAAUUCAGAACAUGAUUGGUUCAGACCCGGAGAAACUCCCCUUUUCAUUGGCUGUUCGUAUAGUCGACCAAAACAUGGCAGAAUGCCGACUAUUGAAAAGCAUAUUGAUCAUGUUUUAUAUCGAUAUCGAGGGAAAUUAAUUUUCAAUAUGUAUCGUUAUCGUUUUAUCGCCCAGCCCUACAUGAAUAUACCAAUGUGGGCAAAAUGGCGUCAGUUAUUGUUGUAAAUUUUUAUAUCAGUAAAUUUUUGGUUCAUCGCCCGGCCCUAGAUCGGGAUGCACCUACCAAAAUCUACUGGAGGUUUCCCAGGAUCCCUGUAUUUGUCAGUCUGUGGAAACGUUCACUCAGUCCUUUAGGUUUAGGAACGCUCAGACUCCUCUGUAAUAUUUCACCGCCUGUUUUCAUUUGACUUUAUUUCCUCUCUAACGCUUCCUUCUCAUCCGCCGUCUUCCCAAACCUUCCUCCCUGACCUUGUUAGUCAAAACAACUUCCUGUAAUCAUGUUAAUGAUUCACAAGUCGAGGCCUAGUGAUUAGGAUAAGUGCGAGGUGUGAUGGUGGACACGGAUGAAUCAUGAUGUUGUGAGAGACCGAGCCGCGUCCCCUCCUCAAAGGUCACUGUCAGAGCGUGCUGCUGUGAGCCGCUCUCCUGUCAUCGCAGAUACGCCGGCUUCUCUUAAAGGCUGCGAUGUGUGAUGACAGAUGGAUGAAAUAUCACGGCGCAGGUCUGCGGUCCACGCCGCCCUCUCCAUCCGUCUCUUGAAUGCAACAAGUGGAUUUCAAAUUGAUUUGCAGGGGCGGCGUGCGAGAUGGGAGAGAGUGCAUAUGCAUGCAACAGACUGUGUUAAAUUUACAGUGCAGGAGGAUUUGUUGUUGCACUUAGAAAUCACACUUAAACAGUCAGUGGGUGUUAUUUACACCUAGAGGAGGUGUGAGUUUUUAUAGUGGGAUGCACUCUUUGACUCCGUAUAUUUUCACAAGAUGACAAGAGUCCUUAUGAUUUAGUCUGUGGAUGCAGAUUUGUACGAAAGUCAGACGUCUGAACCCAAAGAGAAGAUGUGUUAAUAUGACCCGGGGUUAUGAGUCAGAGUCUGUUCAUGUCAGAAUCAAGUGAAAGUACCUCUCCUUACAGAAGUGUUCAGUUAUAAUCUGUCCGCCUCUCUUACAGACAUCACACCAACCCCGUGGGCACAGAGUGGCGCUGGAAGAUGGACCCCGCUGAGAAGAUCCUGCAGGACGCCGAGGAGAAACACCAGAACAUGAUCCGCCAGUUCAGAGGUCGGUCACAGAUCCAAAUAUCCCUUUUUCUCUCUCCUUCGUUUUCACUCUUGAAUCCUCUUUUUAGAAAACAAACACACCGACUCUGACGUACACGCUCGUGUUUCUCUGUCCUCGACUGACCUCCAUGUUUAAUGAAGCAUUCAGGUUCGAAAUAACGAGGCGUUUGCUGAUUGUCACACCUUUUAUCAUCAACACCAUCAAUCUUGUCUGCAAACACACCUCCUCUGUGUCUUACUGGUCGUAACAUCGCCUUAUUUCCAAACAAGAACUCUGUAUUUGAACCGUUAUCUCAGGGAUCUACAGCGAGAAUUAAAGACGUCGUAUUUAGUACCACAGGAAAUAUCUCCAUACUCACAGUUAAGGCUCCGUUUAUAGAUCUUGUGUUACUACUGUUGGCAUGCAGGGCUUAUUUUUAUCUGGCUGCAGCCAGCGUUGGCUGAGGACGGCUGAUUAGAUGCCCAAAACUCCGUCAAAACAGAAGUUUGUGAUCACGGUUGGAGCAGAUUUUCUUUGAGAGGUUUUCAGAAAUGUUGUCAAAACACGGUCGUGUCAGACUUCUCAGAUAUUCAUGAAGAACGGAGCAGAAAACAAACAAAAUGGUUCUGUGUGUGAGGAAAAAAGCAUUUGAUGUGUUUCGUCUUAAAUUAUAAAACGAGCAGAACCUCAAAUUGGACAGCCAGACAUCUGCAGAUCGUUGGGAUCUGAUUGAUUUGUUGAUUGGUUGUUAAUUGACGAAUUGUUUUAGUAUCAAAUGUUUGAUUUUUCCACUCAACUGUUUCCUGUUGGCUUCUGUUGGUUUCUGUAAGGACCAAACAAACAAACAAACACUCCAGUAUUAUUUUAAGUUUUUGAUUCAAAGCUUAAUUUGAACUUCAGCUCAACAGUUUCAUGUAGAGCUGGGCGAUAUGGCCUCAAAUCAAUAUCACGAUAUAUUGAUCAGUUCACCCAACAACGAUAAAUGGACGAUAACUACUCCACAAGCUGCUAACCCCCUCUCACAUUAACUUCAUCUACUUCAGGUACCUUCACACAUCCAAAACCGACUUUUACUGAUUUAUUUUUUGACCCUGAAUAUACCGAUACGGGCAAAAUGACGUCGGUUAUUGUCGUAAAUUUUGGUAUUGGUAAAUUUUCAGUUUAUCGAUCAGCCCUAGUUUCAUCUUUCCUGGUUUGAACUACGUCGUGUUUAUAAUCUCUUAGAUAUUUUUGUUUACGUUCAUUUUAAUGAGACUAUGGACCAGUUCACCCUGUAGACCCCAGACCAGACUCACUGUGAGUCCACAGACAUGAGGACUGUAGAUCCCAGAGGAAAGGUCGAGGUUUGUUUCUGCCUGAAAAGAUCAUUUUCUAACUCUAGUGCACUACUUUACAUUUCAUCAAACACACAGUAAAUAUCGGCACACAGAGGACUGUAUUUCUUCAACAUGUGUGUCUGCACAGUCAGUCCACUUCCCUUUGGGUGGCUUCUUGAUCCCUGGGCGUUACAGUCGAACCUCUAACCUCAGAGCUCCUGCUGUUCCCAUUAUAAAACAGAGGAGCAAUAACACUCAGGAAAUGAUCCACUGAGAGCUUUGGAGACGUAUCUUCUACUUUAUGGCUAAUAUCCUCCUCAGAGCACGCCUUCCUGGUGUAUUAUAAUGCAUGUCAUGGUUGAAAAUGUAAUUUCCUGAUGUGAUUGUAAUAAAACAAUAGUCACACAUCAGCUUAUGUUGACUUUAAGCUGCUGCUUUGUUCACUCACAGCAGGGGAGAAAGGAUUAUGACGUUUAGAGCAGAAAUGAACCUUUUCAGCUGCUUCAACAAACUAAACUUUAUAACAGUCAUCAGAAACAGAACAGAGCAGAGUGUUGUGGUCGUUCAGUCACAUCAGACGGCCUUCGUUUGUGUUUAUGGUCGACAGUGAUGCCUGUAUACCGUCUGGCACGCUGGUUUAGUCUCUUUAAAUCCACCGUCUGAGUUUCUGUGAUGAUCUGUUUCCUUAAAGGUCACAGAUUAAAAGUUUGAACAUCUUCAAACAGUUUAUAAUGAGAGGUUAUUAAAACGGGAAAACAGAUCAUCGCAGAAUUAGCAGUGACUCCGUUUUGUCGUAUCAGGAUAAGUGAGACACUCAGAGUAAACGUCUGAAUCACGUCAUCCCUGAAUCCAGCAGAGGGCCGGUCUGAAAAUGCACAGUCACCCUUUUUUGUUUCUCCGAGCUUUAUAGCGGCGCCUUGUAGCUGUUUAACCUCAAAGACCCGCUGGAGGCGUCCUCCUGAAUGAGAAUGAAGUCCUGUUGACUUAGAGCCAGCGUUUCAAGGAGGGACGCUCACUGCUGCGCGUGUGUGUGUGUGUGUCUCUGCUCAAACAGAGGGAUCUCAUCCCCCUGAGAUUUAUCCUCCCUUACCUCACUGAGCGAGCGCUUCAUUUGAAUACCAAGAAGAAGAAAUUCAGUCAUGUUCUCACAUUUUACUGCUAAGCCGCUGCAUGAAUUAAAUAUCUGGUUCUUCUCGUGAUUAUUUUAGCCACAACAGCCUCGACUUUUAAUUUUUUAAAAGUACUCAGUCUGGUCAUGCAUACUGUAUUUCCUCUCCGCACACUUACCCACACUUUGUCCUUGUUCAGUUUUACAGAGAAAGACUUUAAACUGGAGUUACUCACUUUUAUUUCACUGCUUUUCCAAAACAGGAAAGUUUUGGUCGCUUUGGUGUUUUUUAGUGCAGCUGUAAUCAGCACUGAUGUUCGUUAAAUCCUCAUUUAGAAAAUCAGCGCUAACUCACUGUCUCACUGUAACUGUCUCCCCUCUUGCUGCUUGUUUUUUGUGACCCUCCAGUUCAUCAAACCCAGUUUCUGUCUGAACAGGAAAAAAAAGAGAAAUAAAUCACUUCUGCCCGGCAGUACAGUCACAGAAAUUAAUCAGGGUUAUGUUUCUCACAAGUGCUCAAAACAAAAUUAUCAACUCCAGCCAUCUCAAACAAAACCACGUAUUAAUUUAUCAUUUCUUAUUUAUUAGCUGCCAGUGAGUGAAGAAAUCCAGCAGUGCUGAAAUCCUGUUAGAAAAGAGGUUUUAAUGAAUGAAAGUGAAAUAAACUGCAGAUUCAGAGACGGUCAAAGAGAAGGCCAUCACUUCAGACCAAUACUGGAUCUACAGUAUCUUCUGUCUGCAUCUGAUAGGACAGCUGGGGCGUUUCUCCUGCUGAUGCCGAACACAUACCUGUAAGUUUGAUGAUAUAACAUCACAGCAGAGGUAAAGGAAAGGCCGACUUUAAACGCUAACAUUUACCUGCUGUGAUAACCGUCAGUUUGUUAGAAACACUUUUCCUGCAGAAGAUCAUCAAACUCUGAUUUUAGGUGAUUCCUGAUGUUAGCAGAUGUUUCGUAGAGGCUUCAUCAUAAUCAAAAGGUUUUUGUAACCCUGUAAAAUGUCACUUUAGUGAGUACAAUGUGAUGAAACUUGGGCUGUCAAACAAUAUUUUUUAAUUGCGAUUAAUCACAGUUUGAAACUCUGUUAUUUUGAAUUUCAAGGAAUAUCCCUUUAAGUAUUUCUCACCAGAGUCUUAACUGGGAAUUAAAUGAACAGAAAGAAAGAAUUUCCUUUUUGACUUUUGUGUCGUGUAGACCAACUUAAUACAAUGUCUACGUCAAAUACAAACACGUUUGAAACUUUCUAAAGAUUUCCAUGGAGCAGUUCCUCUUUCUGAUCCAGAACCUGGUACUAACACAGCAUUACAGCUCCCCCCUCUGAGAAACAGCUGCUGUAUGAACCAUACGACUCUUAAUGAAAGCUGAACCAACGAUAAUGAAGGUCAGGUCCAGAGUCGGUCCUCCCUUAAUUCGUUUCAUCAGUGUCCACCCUUCUCCGUUUAUAAUAAAGACUCUUUAUUUUUAUCUUCAGUCUUCUCUUCAGAGGGGAGAUCAUGAUGGAUGAAUUUUACAUUAGUCAUACCAUAUUUUAUAGAUCUCCUCUCUCAUUGAGGUUUCACACACUUGACCUGACGCACAUGCCCCUUCCUCCUCCUCCUCCUCCUCCUCCUCCUCCUCCUCAGCUGCUUGUUUGAAAGCAGUGUUAAGUGGUUUUCCUCCUGUGGGACGUGUUGUUGUUUGAUCUGUUCGCAGCUGUUGUGAGAGAUGUAAUGCGUCCUUGAAAGGUAACGCACUAACAGUUGCUUUUUGUCGUAAAAAUGUGGCUAACCUAUCAAUAAUUCAUAGAAGGUUCUGUAGAGCAUCUGGAGGCAACAGUCCAAGCUUUAUCCGGUUAAAAUUCAGCGCACGUACUCUGAAAUUAAAUGGCAUCUGCUAGAGCUACAGCAAUAUUACAUUAAAUCCCCAUGACAGUGCAUGAAACUUUUCCCUCUAAGCUUUUCCCUGUUUGUUUACUUCCUGCUUCAGUCACACAGCUUUUCAUACUCGAUACUGUCAGCAGGAAGAGGACGUCCACGGUGCUUCACUGCCGCUCAGAUCCACGUAUGUAAAUAUGUCUGGCAUCAUUGUUAGCUGCGUAAACGGAUCCAGAGGUGUCCUCGGCUAGAUAAUGUUCAGAAACAGAGACAUGCUGAUUGCUCUCUCUUUAAGAAUUCUACCGGGUCAGGAAAUCAAACCGAUUAACAGCAACAUUUGAUGCCUAUGGCUGAGCUUCAUUAAGAGUUUAAUACGCCGUUAAACCUUUAAUCUGAAUUAGUUUUUGUCUCAAAUUUGAUUCAGUAAUCUUCCAGUUUUAUAGCAGCAGCCAAUUAAAUUUUAUAACAUCCCCCUCGUUCUCAGGACCUUAUGCUGACUAUCUUUUUACGGCCCCCUGUGGUCUUUACGAGAGGAUGCACAGGAGAUCAAGUGGAGGAAAAAAAAGGCCUCAAACUUUUCCCUCUCCUCUCUGCUGUGCUUUUCCACAUCUGCAUAAUUACUCGGUUUAGUCUUUUCAGUGUUUCAAGGUGCCCCCUCACUUUGGAGACCCCGUCUUUGGAUCGUUGGAGGACAUUGAUUAAGUCCAAACCUCUCCCCCUCUCCAGGUGUCCCGGGAGUGAAGCCUGAGCGCUACGAGGAGGGUUUGAAAGUCAAGCACUGCGCCCUUUCCCUGGUCGGCGAGCCAAUCAUGUAUCCCGAAAUCAACACCUUCCUCCGCCUCCUCCACUCCCACAAAAUCUCCAGUUUCCUGGUCACCAACGCGCAGUUCCCACAGGAAAUCAGGUAGAGACAAACAAACACACAAACACACACUCGCCCUCUGUUUGUGGAGGAGUUCCUGUUUACUUCUGGUUCAGUUUAAGCCGACGUGUUUCUGUGUUCUCCUGCUGUACAUCUUUAUUUGCUGUAACAAGCUGUUGUCUUUAAAGUCUGAGAGACUCAAAAAAAGAGCAGCACAUGUUUUAGAUCUUUAAAACUCCCUAAUGGGAAGGAUCAGAUGUUUCAGUCUGCACAGAUAUUAGUGCUGUCUGCUCUUAACAAGGAGGAAACAACAAGUGAUGCUGAGAGGAGCUAUUUUUUAGUUAAAGGGAUAUUACGGCGUAAUUUUAACUUAGGAUCAAACACACCAUAACACUGAGUUAGACCCCCCCUCCAGAGAUGAAUGUUGUCGACCGCUUGCUUCUCUAGUUAUACCAACUUUAGUAACGACCGCAGGAUAGAAAUACAGAGAGACACGCCCUCAACCAAAACGCCACUCUAUAGCCACAAAUAAUGCUCAGAACAGCACCUAACUUCAUCAACAGGACAUAUAGGGUCACAGACAUAGUACUAGACACCAAACAUCUUUUUAACUUUGACUCAUUUCUUCUCUUGUUUGUAGAGAGACCUCAGGCCAGUCCAUUACGGACUACAGCGGGGUGCCGCAGCUCAAGGAAGAACAUUUAUGAUCAUUUCUUUAUCAUUUCCUUUGAAGUAAUAAUCACCAUAUUGAUCAUUUUACAGACGCGGUAGUUCUUCUGUCUUAGCGUCUCGGUCUGAUUGUAUUUCCAUGAAGAAAGAUCCCAGUUGAUUCAGCAUGAUUCAAUAAUGUCACAUCGGGUUACUUGGCUAAUGUGGCUAAUGUUAGCAGAGCUAGCAGCACCAGUUUACAUCCACAUAUGUACCUGAACUGUAGGCCUAGACAUCUGCAUUUCUGCUGAGACAUGCAGUCACUCUCAGACUUCUGAACAAAACCAACUGAUGCAACAAAAAAAACGAGGAAAUAUUCAACAGAUAAAAAGCUCUCCACUAAGACACCACAUCCUGUUUUCUUCUGUUAGUGAGUGUAACUCCGGUGCCCUGCCUGAUGUGACCCUUUUGUAAUUUUGCUUGAGAAAUCAAAAACUAGUUGUGAGAGUUCAGGCUCCACAUUUUCAUUCACAUUUUUCUUUGACAGAGGAGUUUAUUGAAGCGGCUUCAGACACCUGACGCUCCGACAGCAACCUGCUGAAAUAUUCAUACAAGACAGUUCGACCUCAGAAAGCUUCACAACUCAAUCUGUCCACACACACACACACACACACACACACACACACACACACACACACACACACACACACACACACACACUCCUCUGUCCCCCAUUGUUAAAAUUCAGGUCCUUCUGUGAGCAUCAACAUGAGGAGUCUGAGGAGAAAACACCCUGACCUGACAUUAGAGUCUGGUUAUUCCAGACACAGCAGCUUCUCCUCAGCUCUCCGUCAGCUCGGUCUGAGUUCUGAGAGCUUCUUUGACGUCUCUCUAUGAAUCCAGACUAAAGAAAAACCCUCUCUCAUCACACGUUCACUUUACUGCAGGAAGACUAAGAAGAACUUGCUGAAAUGUUUGCAGCAAUGGCCUGAACAAUCGGCAGAAAUAUACGAAAUAAUUGAUGCUGUUGGUUUUUGCAGAAUAAAAAUUUUUUUGUGUGUAGAAAAAUUCAUUUAAAGUCUGUUUUCAAUACAAUAACAUUUAAUAUUAUAAUUUUGUAAAUUUUAUUCAAGCAGUUUUCUAAACAAAGACUUUGACCCUCAACUUUUUAAAGUGUCUUCAAACAGAAAAUUAAGUUUCAUUAAUGCGCUCCCAAACGAUAUAUUCAGGUGCAUUUAAAGUUUAGAAGGAGAACAUGAUAAAGAGGACCCUAUAAUGAGAACAUGAUCAGGAAGACAUGAUAAUAAGAACACGAUUAUGAGAAUAUGAUCAGGAGAACAUGAUAAGGAGAACAUGAACAUGACCCUCAGUCACCCUGUUGUCCUCCUCAGUCCUCAGUCACCCUGAGUCCCCUUUGAACCUCCUCUCCGGAUCUGCCUCCCCGCCCUGAACCAGCUUGUCAUACAGACAUCCUCUCGCUCUGACAUAGGCAGAGUGUCAGCUAACUUGUUGGUCGACAGUCUGAUAUGAAAUGGUCUGAAGGAAAGGACAGCAGCUGUCAGCUCUCUCUCCCUGUCCUCCAGAGCUGCAGAGUCCAGAUGAGAAGUCUCAGUGAGAGUCUCUGUGGGUCUUCAGAGUCACCUGAAACAGACAGAGGCUGAUCCUCUCAGUUUUCUCUCUCUCUGCUUAUUUCUGCGUUCUUGACAUCAGUGCUUCUCCUGCACGACCAAUCAGUCGAUCUGGAUUUUUCCACUUGUUUGCCUCUGUUUACCAUUCUGCUGCAUUCUUCUUCUUCUUCUGCUGCUCUUACGGAUUGUGCCAGAGGGCUGCUGCUGGCAAAUACAUUCAUGUCUUUCCUUCUUCAAUAUUGAUGAGAAGCAGCACUCCCAGUUCUAUACCGCUUCCCUGUUUUGCAAACGUCCUUCUCUGCGACUGAUUUGCUGCAUGGAGCACCAUUACGUAUAGUGUUUGAUUUCAUGUCACAGCAUGCAUACAUUAAAGUCAAUCUUGAUCGGUCGGCUGCUAUGAAAUCAGAGGAGCUGAGUGCAGGUCUGUGUUCAAUACAAAUGUCUCCUGUCUCCUCAGAUGGAGAGGGUUCAGCCGUGAAAAAUGUCUUUCCUCAUACAAACAGACGUACGGGGGGCAGGUGUCAAAUCUUGGUUGGUUUUAAAUGUUUUCUCUCUUUUAUUCUGAAUAAGUUUAUUAAUCGGCGGGUCUGUAUUGUCUCCCUUCCUCCUCCAUAACAGGAGCCUGGUUCCAGUUACCCAGCUUUAUGUCAGUGUGGACGCCAGCACCAAAGACAGCCUGAAGAAGAUUGACAGACCGCUCUUUAAAGACUUCUGGCCACGCUUCCUGGACAGCCUGAAGGCGCUGGGAGAAAAGGUGAGGAAAGGAUUCGAGCUUUUAACCCUCGGCUCACACUCUGUCUGUUUUAGGUUGUAUUUUGGUCAGAGGUGGAUAAGCGCUCGGAAGUGAUUCCUAUUUUAAAUAUAUCUUCUGGUUUUAUAUGUCUAUAUAAAGAAUUAAUUUAAUAUGAACAAAUGAAUGUGUUUUUCAUCUCCAAUAGACACGCCUGUUUAGAACGCACACUUUAUCAAUCAAUACAAGCCUAAUGACAGGUGCACAAAAACUGGUAUAAAAAGGGUAAUAGUCAAUUUUUUUAUUCAUUACUUUUUUAAUGGUUAGGGCUGAAGUUGUUUAAGAGAUACGAGUCAAAAAAAGUAAAGAACAAAAUGUUAAAAAAAUGAUUAUUUUAUGAACACUUGUCAGUACGUCCAUUUUGGGGACCAAGUAGGGUGGACGGAACCAAGAGUUAUUUGCAUGAUUGCAGUCCGUGACUGUAUAUGUUGUGGAGAUUUUAAAAUGUAAUGAUCUUCUGCUAAAGCAGGUAAUUUACAGAGUUCAGCUCGGCUCAGUCAGGGAGUUUUUCCUUCAUGUCAAACUGGUGCAGAAACGAGACACAGGACCUUAAAUGCUGCACGUUUAAUCCCCCGUGGACGCACCGUGGAGGACUCGCAGUGCUCCUCUUUAUAAUAUUAAUGUUUCAGACCUGCAAAAUAUCUCAGCAUCAGGUUUGUAUUCAACAGGAAACAGGACUUAUGUUCUGGCGCAGUCAUGUGAUCGAUGAGUGAGGAUGCAGCGUUAGUGAGCACAAAGGAAAGAGGCUUUAGUUUCCGGGACACAUCUUUAAUGCAGGAGAGUCCACUUCUCCUCAGCCAGAACCAGAAUGCAUUAGUUUUAUGGACCUCGUUGUGGUUUGGGUGUGUUAGAUACAGACCGUUACAAAAACUCACUUGAAUCGAGUUUUAAAGUCGGGAUCACAGUCGCUGUUUUGGGGCCACUGACAGUUCAGACUCAGGACGUCGGAGGAUCUGGACUGAAGUUUCUAACUGAUAAAACACAAAUUCUCUUUUUGGUGAAAUUUAAUCUCUGACUGCAGAUCAGACGGUCGGAGGCGGCACCGUCUCUUCCAGCAGAUUCAUCUUUAUGAGAUUUGAGUGAAUGAAGGUGGAGGAGAAAAGCUGUGGCCUGAUUGAUUUCUGUCAGAGAGCACAGAUAGAGAUCCUUCAUCCACUUCCUGUCCUGCUUAUCCUGAUUGGGGUCACGGAGGGCUGAAGCCUCUUCAUGGGGUUCAUCCUUCACAGGUUACCGGUCAGUCUCAGGGUUUACACCUACAACAAGAAACCAGACACGCUCAUACCUGCAGUUCAGAGUCAGCAGUCAGCCUAAUAAGCGUGUUUGUACAGCGGGGAAACUCUCAAACAAGACAGACGCCCUCUUUCUUCUUCUCUCUUAAUGCCAGUUUCCUAGAGGUGUCAGUAAAUGCCGAAGAGUCCUGAGCAGAGGAGUUAGAGGUGCUGAAUAUUAUCGAUUCUCUGAGCUUUAAAAAGUGCAGCUUUAUCAGACUGAUUAUCAACGUGUUCCUCUUAUAGCAGUUUUAAAAUACUGCCCCCAAUAACCUUGUGUGCCUUUUCAUCAUUCCCGAGCAGAGGGAGUCCAUUAUCACAGUCUGCAUCAGACCUCUUGUGUAAAUCGAUUCUAUCUGUUCGUGUUUCCUAAAAAGAAAAAGAGCGACGGUGUUUCUAUGAAACAACCUUGAGAAAGACGUAAACAGUGGAGUCUCUGUUAGGGAGUCUGUGUUACAGUCAGCCGUCCUCUAUUGGCCGACUUCCUAAUGUUUAAAGCUUUAGCAGACAAAAGACAAAUUCAUUAUCACCCAGCUGGAGGUGUUUUUAACUGCACCGCCUGAGACGGAUCUCUUCCCAUGGAUCAUUGCUCUCUGAUUGCUCCUGGAUCACCAUCUCCACCGCAGGCCUGUGUGUAAAAUCAGUGUGAGGUGUCUGCAGGAGCGGGCGAACAGCGGGAUCGUCUUAGCAUCAGAUAGAUCAAUAUCCUUGCAGCAUGGUCGUGAAGUCCAAUUGUUCCUUUUCUGUCUCUGCAAAGUCUGAGGCAGUUUUCACAACAGUCAUAUGAAGUGUUCACACAGCCAGCGUAACAUUUUAUAGACCCCUAUAGACUCCUGCCUGCCUGCAGUCUAACACAGCCUAACUAGAUGCAGACAUAGAACCGCGUCCUGGUUGGGAUUCUGUUCACUUCCUCUCUGUUUAACUAUUUAUGAGGAAACGUCAGGCAUAUGUAAUGUGUGGUGCAGGACAGGAGAAUCACACUUACACAGUAACACACCCACUGCACAGUCUUUGGAUCACAAACUCAUGCAUGACUCAGCUGAAGACGGCGCAGUCAGAGAAGCUUGUACGGAGGUAGGGGCGUGCGAUCGGACGAUUUUAGAUCGUGACGGAUUAAGAAGUGACGACGCACAGAGAUCGUAAAACUGUCUUUAAACCGCAUUGUAUCCCUAACAUGUGUCUAAAUAAAUUUCUUGCUCUUUCAAAUCAAAAUUUUAGAAGUUAAGAGAGCACAGUUUAAUUUACGAGUUGUUAGAAGUGACUACAGAAGCGGAAAAAUCUGCUGAAAUAGGACAGAAAACUGAAUCUGCUUCCUCUGUUUUCUCUUUCCCUCUAUUCCACAAAGUGUUUAUCUAAUCAGGCUCACUCAAACACACAAGGCCCUCCCCCUCGUUCCUUAGUAAACAUCCAAUCACUGUUCAGUAUGCAAAUGAGCCAGGAAGUCUGAGCCAGACUAUGUUGUCAGGUCUCAGCAUGAAGCCGUAAGAUUUUAAAAAAGCAGUGGAGCUUUGCCAAAUUCGUCUGAGUGACUCGUGAGGAAAGUGAUAAUUAACAACAACAAGUAACGUGAAAUAUAAAAGUGGAGAGGAAAAGAGAGAGAGGAGUGGCUGUAAACAAAAAAAUAAAAGAACCAGCCAAAAAAAUAAAAUGAAAUGCUCUGUAUCUGUUGUAAAACUAACCUCCAUUUUUAUAAAUAUUAACUGUUGUGUGUGAAGUCUUAUUUUAGGUCCAAAUUUAUUUGAUAAUGAGACCAUCCAGUUAAAAUAAAUGUUAUGCUGUCUGUUGUUAAAAUCUAGAUAUUUUAUUUUAUAUAUUAUUUCUAUUUUUCUGUGAUCGUGAUUUUGCAAAAAAAAAAAUGUUAUGAAUUUUUUUCCAUAUCGCCCGCCCCUAUAUGGAUGUUACUCUGGAGCGUAGAGGUUAACAGUUUGAUCCGUGCUCUUCUAUCCGACACACUCAGUACAAACGUGUGUGUGAUUUUGAUUGAACCAGGUCCUGAUGAGCAGCCUCCUUCUCCUCCUCCUCCUUCUCCUCCUCCUCCUCCUCCUCCUCCUCCUCCUGCAGUGUACGAAUGUGUGUGAAUAAAAGGGUUAAAGUAGCAGCGCCGCGGUGUUAAACCCUCUGAGUGGUCAGAUGCGGUCCAAUUACCACUUGUUCAGCAAUCUCAUGUCCAUUUCACACAUUAGGCCGACGAGGGAUGACUCCAGAUUUAAAGACUCUGCUUAAGAAAAUGUCAGCACAGAUUUUAAUCAUAGAGCAGCUCUGUCUCCUUCUUCUUCUUCUUCUUCUUCUUCUCCAGAAUCAAUUUGUCUCUUUAUGCGGCGUGACCAUAUUUCCUUUCUGUGGGGUUGACGUGUUUGAAGAGUUAUAAUUUGGAUCACUCUGCUGGUCUCUGAUCUGUCUGUUUAACUAAAGCUCAUUGAAGGAGCGAAGGAAAUUCAAAGCUUUAAUAUUUUGGUUAUUCUUUUUAUGUGCUUCACUUAAGUGCCCGGUAAUAAUGGAUUUACACGGAGCGGUUUGGUUGUUAAAUGAAGAUAAAACAGAAGAGGGCACACACAUAUUCACAGCAGGACGUGGUUUGGCUCUUGGCGAAUCCAAACAUACAUACAUAUUUUAUAAACGGGUUGAAUAUUUAAUUGUAAAUCUCAAAUUUUCUGAGUUUGAUGACUUUAAAAACAUUUUUCUUCCACUGGACCUUCUCCCUUAAAUACAUAUGUUUUUAAUGUCACUGAAUUCUCUUUAAUUUGCCUCAGAGUGUGGGGUGUGUGUGUGUGUGUGUGUGUGUGUCUGGACUUGUAUAUUCGGUGAUAUGGUUUCUCUGUGUGCAGACUCACAGUUUCCCAAAAUAAACUCCCUUCAGCUCCAGAUUCCUAAGUCUCCAUUUCACGGUGAGCUCUAUCUCCAUCCUUCCUGAGCUCUUACCCCUCCUCCUCCCCUCUCUCUCUCCUCCCCCCCGACAGCUCUCCUCCACCUGGCCUCUCUGUCAGAGGAUUGAUAGAGUUGUGCCUCGGUGUCGUAUUUGGAAUAAAGACAGCUUGAAAUAUCUCACCUUCCCACUUCCACCCUCCAAUUAUCCGUUUCCCCGCUGGGCUGAAAGGAGCUUGUCUUAUAGAUAAUUUUCCAUAGAGAUGGAGGGAACAGUGCUCUGUGCUCUCCCAUUGUCAUUUACCUGUUUCUUUGUGUAAUCUUUAUUUGAAGUACACUCUGUUCCUCCACAUGCCGGUCUGGAUCAUAAUCCUCUUUCUUCUGCCUCUGAAUUCAGACCACAGAACAGGCAGUGCUUCAUUAAAGUUCGACUGAUGACCAGAUCCAUUUUUCUUCUCAUAUUCUGCACAUACUGUCAUCGUAAAAUACCAAAAACUCUCUACUCUAAUAUAUUUAUUUUAAUCGCAGCACAAACAGUAUGUGGAGAGCAUAUAUUAAAAUGUGAUGGCCCACUUGUUUGUGAUAAAGUGCACUGAAAACACAAAGACUGAAAUGUUUAUAGCUGCAGGAAGUAUUUGUUAUUAAAGCAACGUGUUUUUUUUUUACCCAUUCAGAAUUCAGACGGUGGUUCAGAGACUCGGUUGUUGACUCUCAUUCGUUGAGUUUUUAAUUGUUUGUUUUUGUAUCUGCUCACACAGCAUGCUAAUUUAAGAAGUCAGUAAAAAAAAAUCUGUUUAACACAAUAAACAGGAUUUCAUUCAAAAUAUCGUUCAGUUGAGCUUGGUAAACCCUGAACAUAUGCAGGUCUGCUGCAGCAGUCGCUCGACUGUCAGUAAGCAUGCAUGGAGGCAGACAGGAAGCAGGUGGUGGGCGGGACAUCUGUGCAGGAUGAGGACAGAUGUACCUGAUGACAAACUAUGACAGCCGGAGAUGCUGAGGUGUAAAUCAAUCAGCUGUCCAGUGGAGAUGGACAUCAGACAAGUUAGAUAAGAUAAGAUAAGAUAGUCCUUUAUUUGUCCCACAGCGGGUAAUCCCAGAUUACAGCAGCAUAUAAACACAAAAAGAGAAAUUAGAGGAUGAAGAAACUUUGAGUUAAAAAAGAAGAUACACAUGAGUAUCAUUUACAGAUGUUCAGUACAUGUUUGAUAUGUUACAGUGGAACAAUUGGAGAUAUUAUUAAGUACGACUUUAUCCACAGAAAAAACAUAUGUGUGUACAGAAUAAACAUGUGUAACGUUAGCUGAUGUUAACCAAAGGUGUGUUAUAACAACAAAGUCCUGCAGAACAACAGACUCACACUUCAGCCUUCAUGUUUCUUUGGAUCAGACCGUUAGAUAUCACCUCAAAAUGAAAUUCUCACCAAACUCAAAUUACAAUUUCAAACAAAUUCUGUUUUCUUUCUGUUAAAAAACUAUAACUGACAAAAGAAAUGACUGAAAAAGAGUUUUUAGACUUGGAUCUUUUUGAGUUCAUCUCAGAGCCGCUUGUCUAAAACUUCUAUCCGUCUAUUUCCUUCUGCAGCGGUCCUACCUCUGCUCCUGAUCCGCCUCCUUUGUGGGAUCAGUUCUGAUUCAUGAUCAAUAAAUAAGUUUAAAUCACUUUAAAGUUUUAAACUUUGAAAAGAGGAUUUAGUUGCACUUCAACACUUCCAACAUCACUGAUUUAUUUCCCAGCAGUGUCACAUGUUUCCGUCUGCCUUUUGUUUUAACCUGGAUCUCUCUGUGUGUCCCUUCAGAGACAGAGGACGGUCUACAGACUGACCCUGGUCAAGGCCUGGAACGUGGAGGAGAUGCUGGCCUACUCUGAGCUUAUUGCUCUGGGUCAGCCGGACUUUGUGGAGGUCAAGGUAGGGUUCACGGAUUUCAUAUCUGCUUGUUUUUUUCUCCUUUUCUCUCUUAAGUUUAAAUCCAGUAUCUGCAGAAGUUCCACUUUUAUCUAGUUUCUCUGAACUUUGGUGUCUGUCAGCGAGCAAAGGCUGUCUUCUUUUCUCCUCUUUGAUGAUUUCCCUCAAGAAAAUGAACCGCCAUUCGGCUGUUAAAUGACAGAAAUAAGGAAGUUAAAGUCUUAGCGCAUUAUCACCUACCACAUCGACUCCAUCUGCAAUUCUUUAAGUCUACAGUUCAGACAUUAAAAAUGAGCAUAAAUAUCUCAGACACAAAGUCAGAAGUAGAACUUAAUGUAAAUUUAAUUAGAGAAAUUUCCCUAAAAUCUCAAUUCAAGGAUGAAAGACGUCCUUAAAUAUUUAUAUUAAAAAAAAACAUCAGCAGCUUCUUCACGGCUGAACAAACAUCCUUAAACUCAAAGAUAAACUUUAUUCAGGUUUUAGUGCUUUUAAUUUGAAAUGCUUUCUGAUUUUAUGAUACUUAAAGGACCACGAGGAGAGUUUUUUUGUCCUUUGAGGUUUUAUUAUCUCAAACCUUGAGAGUCUGUUUUCACUAAAGGAAAUAAAUGUUUGUCUUCCAUCGUGAAUCACGGACUUUGUCGGUGACAGACUUCCCUGCUUGGCUUUGUUUGCCAGUUUUCCAUCGAGUUAAUGAGACUCUGACUGAUGGGCGUACCUUUGUUGCUUUUACGUUUAUGAAAUCAGCUCAGACUCGAUUUCCCCGUCUGAAGAAGGAAACGCACCGACAGGUUGACUGACACUCGUCACACUGACAUGUUUGAAAGACGGAGACACUCACUCGCUCACUCGCUCACUCGCUCGCUCACUCACUCAGCUCCAAACAUCAGAUUGAGUUUCCUCUCCAGGUGGAUCUCUGUCAUGUUUCACCGGAGCGGCAGUAUCCCGGUCAUUUGGUGGGCAUGAUAAUAAUAGUCGAGGAAGGGGCACCCACUGGCAGCCGGAGCAGUGGUUGUCAUGGUGACAAACCUGCCUGAGUCAGUGUUCAUUAUUCAGUGCUUACCAUUAAGUUUGAAUGAAAAGGGGCAGAAGUCGCUGCAGUAGAACUAGACCCCACAGUUCUUCUUCCUGCCUGCCGUCUGUUCUGGAUCUUGUCUGUCUGUCUGAGGUGGAUCCUGGUCGGACUUAAUGGGAUUAUGUGCUGAAGUGUUUUGUGCUCCAGGGUUAUCACUGUCCAAACUUCUUCUACCAUCCUCUGCUUAAGUUAUAUUUCAUAUUUCUGCCUCCUUCUGCCAGCACACAUGAUCCGUGAAAUGGAUUGAAUAUAAAGAUCUCAGAAAUGUGAUUUAAGCACCUGUCCUGUCCGGUCCAGUCCAGUCCGGUCCGGUGGCUUCAUAUCUAAACAUAAUGCUCAGUGUGAGUUUCUCUGCAUCCUGAUUUAUGCCUGUAAGAGCAGGAAUAAUUCAACAAUGAUAUAAAUCCGUUAUUAUUUAGAGCUCAGAGAUGUUUUUCAGAGGAGAGAGGACGGAGGAGAGAGAAGAGAAAUCAGAAAGCAGACCUCACAGAUAUCAUUAACUGAUCAGUUAUUGUAGGAAAUCAGACUUUACUGAACCUUUACAACAUAAACAGAGGAACCUUAAAACAGUCGCUGAGGGGGGCCUUGAAACAGACUCAAACAUACAUCGAUUUGUAAACAGUGGGGAAUCAGGAAAGUGUCUGACGUCAGUGUUGGGAAUGAGUUCAUAACUGUUUGAGCUGCUGUUAAUCAGAGCGAUCGAUGAUCCACCGGUGAUCAGCUGAUGUCGUCAUCAUAAACAGACACUGAGUCACAUGACGCUCCUGCAGGCGUGGCGUCUCUUGUCUUAAGUUCGAGUUUUGACUGGUUUUAGUUCUUGAACUUUAGAUGUGGUUCAUCGACCCUCUUUUCUCUCAGACUUGACUCCGGCUCAUUUCUAAUUAGACCAGCUCAGCUGAUUGUCUCCGCCUCAAACAGAUGGACCCGACCUUUGAAGUUGAGAUUUCGUUGUGUUUUAUUUUUACUUCAGAGGUCUAAUUUGUUUUCAGCUGAUUUGUCAGGCCCUGUCCUCCUCCUCCGUCUCUCAUCACAUGUAUGACCUGUUAAAACUCCUGCUUUAAAGGCGAGCAAACAUCUCGAAGGCUCCUCAUUGAUAAAGUUAACAUUCAUGAGGCACCUUUGCCCACUCGGGGCCUCCUCCUGGGAUUACCUCCCCUCCUCCUCUCAUUCAUAAACCAGAACACAUCUCUUUGCUGCACUCUCUCGGUCCCCACUGCCUGGAGCUGCUGCAGCUUUUACUUCCUGUAACCUUCGUUUUCCAGGCUGCCCGGAGUCACACAAACCCAGCCCAGUACUGCCCAGGAGGGUCCUGGUCUUAUUAGCUGAUACCAGGAUGGAGCACAGAGGGGUCAAGUGUUUGACUGAAGGACACCUUUACAGUGUGUAAUGAGAGAGAGGGAAGGGUCCGAGUGAUACCUCAGCACGGCGAGUGUUAGCUUAUCCUGGAAACGGGGUCGAAUUAAACAGCUUCAAAAUGGAAGAAAAACACGGCGUUCUACCAGCAGAGGUUUGCAAACAUGAAGCUGUGCGGGAACAUUAGCAUUUGUUGUGCUUUUCUUCUCAUUUGCAUUUUCACAUUUUUCCCUCAUUACCCAGACGUUCACUGGAGUAAGCCUGUAUGCAGGCGCACACAGAAAACAAGAGAAAACACUGCAGCAGAGAAAGUGCCAGAAAACUCCAGUUUACUCUGAAACCGUGUGAACGCAGGGAGACCAUGACAACUGUAGAGCUGUACACAACUGCUCUAUUCAUUGUAUUCAUUCAUUCACUCGUUUACCAUUUAAAAAAGAAGAUUCUCACUGUUCUCAGGUCAAAUAUUUAUAUGCGAUUAAUUGCGAUUAAUUAAUUACAAAGCCUCUGAUUAAUUAGACUUUUUUAAUCGAGUCCCAGUCCUAAUAAAUAUACAAUACUGUCAGUGCACACAUCACUUUACCACGGAAAACAAAGAAAUAUGAAAACAGCUCCUAUUGUUUUUGUUAUAGUUUAUAUUUUUAAGCAGGUAACCGAUAACUUAUUAACAUUUUAAAGCCUGACUCCCUGUUUGGAUCCCUGUUUAAUCCCUCCAGUCUCCUUCUCUCUCUCUCUCUCUCUCUCUCUCUCUCUCUCUCUCUCUCUCUCUCUCUCUCUCCCUCUCUCUCUCUCGUCAUCGUGCUGAGCGUGCAGAUCAGACCCACAGAAGUGAACGAAACUUUAAUUUAGAGGAAAACCACGAUUGCUGAACUUACUUGGAUGGAGAUGUGCGGUCCGACCGCAGAGACUCCAGAGACUGGAAGUAAUAAUGUUGUAGCCUUGAGCAGGUUAUUGAUUUAACUGUUCGGACUUGAAAAUUUAGUGUAGCGCUGUUUUCAGUCAGCCCUGCCAACAGAGAAGCAGGUGUGUAAAGGUAAACACUCUCUCUCUCCUAAAUCCCACUUAUUCCCUCUUUUUUAAUAAAACAAUAAAAUAAUAAAUUUUAAUAAAUUCAGUUCAUAUUUAUUUUACUGUCAUGAUAGGAGGAGCGGUCAGGGUUUGCUCGGUGAUGCUUUUUGCUUUUUCACUCGUCAGCACCCGUCCGUGUCGUUAAAUGAUCGCCAAUCCGUGUUUAUGUGGAUUUUUAUGUUCGUCUCUUCGCAUGACUUUUUUUUUUUUUUUCCUGCAAAAGCACCAUCGAAGUCCAGGGCCGUCAGAAAACUGCAGCGGGGACCAGUUUUCUGCUCAAAAUAAUGAGAAGAGGGAGCUUUUGCUGUAAUGAGGGUUUCCUGUGGUUUUGAAACCGAACCUUUCUGUAGGGGCAGCUGAGGAUGGAGGGAGGAAUCCGGUGUGUGGGGAGCUGCUCUCAGUUUCCCUCAUGAAACCUUAUUAGAGGAUGUUGCUGGUCCUGAAGCUCGUUCUUAUGUUACAUCUAAUUAAGCUCUUCUCUCUUCAUCUGUCCUCUCCACGCCGUUAAAACGAACCUCUUUAUCUUAAAUCAUGGAUCUCUUCGUCUGUUUUAACUCUUCUUUUAAUGCCUUUCUGAGAACAUUUGACAAACACAGCUGUUAUCGUCUUUGAGGUUACAGUUUUGGAGGUUUAUUUUAAAGACCUGAUGCAAACAAAAGUUCUAUAACAUGUCUAAUAAAUCAGAGGACAUCGAACAAAACGAGCAGUCAUGCAGCAGCAGCAGGUUUUUAGUUACAGGCCUUUUUGUCUUUUUGUCAUUUCUCUCUCUUUGUACAGAGUUCGUUGUUUUCUCUCCUCUCCUCAGAUUAAUUACUUCUUCCUUUUCUUCUUUGACUCAUCCUUCUUCAUUUCCGUCUCUUCUAAACUCUCCUACUUCAGCAUCCCUCUGUUUUUUCCUCUCGUUCUGUCAGAAUCUGCUCGUCUACUUGAAUUUGUCACGCUCUGUAAAUGUCAGAGCAAUUUUUAGCCGACUGUGCAGAAUUGAUUUAACCAGCUGUGCGACAAUGAAAAGAUCCCCAUCUCGCUCUCCUCUGAUUGGCUGACAUUAAGAUCAUCCUGCUUACUCAAGUGUUGUUUUAUUGCUACUUAGGUAAGCAAGGAUAAGCAAGUGUCGGCGUCAUAAUCAGGUAUAUAUGAGUUUCUGUUUAAGGUCAAAAUAACAUACACUCCUUAUUCUGAGGAGAGAGUAAAACACUAAUGAGACACGGGAGAACAGAGACACUCAUAAAAUCAAAGUGUCAGCUGAGAUUAUUAUUAUUAUUAUUAUUACCAAUGAGCAUCCUCGCUGUUCAUUCGUUCAGUCGUCUGAUUUCACUAAAACAACCGCAGAAGAAGAAGAAGAGUCGUGUUUAAGUCUGUGCUGUCAACAAACCAACAAACACGGGCCGCACUACGCUGCUGCUACGCUCCAAAUCCGCUGAUCCUGGAUGAGAUACCCAACGCUGCUUUACAGAGCACAUACGGAACAACGCGUUCGAUACGAUCCUGUGUGUUUUCAGCUUCACUCUCAUUUCUGUCUGAGUAUUUAAAGUGUGACCGUGACUGAAGACUAAAACCCUCUCCAGAUCCUGAUCCUGAAUCAGCCUCACAUGCAGAGGUGUGGAGUCGCAGUCAUGAUGAACCUUCACUCUCUCUCUCUCUCUCUCUCUCUCUCUCUCUCUCCUCAUAUUAUCCGCCCUCAUCACCUCUCGUCCUCCGGCCAAUCAGCAGUCUAACAUCUUGUUUCUGGAUAAAUGAAUCAGCAUCAGAAUCCGGUCAUUAGUGUGUCCCAGGAUGGACCGGUGACAGAACCAGAUCAGCAGGUCUCAGAUUAGCCUUCAGCGCUGAUUGAUGGAGGACUGUGGCGUUUGUAGCGGUUCAUUAAGAAAGUAGACACAUGACCAAAAGAGGGGAUCUCUGCGACGAGGAAUAAAACUGAAGAUGAAUCUUUGUUUUUAUAUUUUCACCUUUAAAAUCACAGAAAUGUGACGGUAAGAUGAACAUUUUCAUCGGCAGAUCAAUAAAAACUCAAAAUCAAUCAGAAACACUCAGAAAUUUCCUGAUACAGAAAUCCUAAUUAGACCGUUUGUUUGUUUGAUUAUUUUGUGUCGCUCACUGAAGCUCCUGAUUCUGUUUUUAAAUAAUCGAGAGUUUUUCAAGUUUUAACAAGAUUUGUUAAUUAUAUACUGAAAUGCGCGUCAUGUUGAAUCAUGGGUAAUUGUUUCAUAAUCAAUGAAAAUAAUGAUGAUUAUGAUUUUUGUGUUUAAUGAUCAGACAGUCACUUCAGUGUGUAGUUUGUGUGUUUCUUCUUCCACUCUGACACGAUGAGACUCUUCUCUCUGGGGUCGUUUUUCUUUCUCCUAGUUAACCUCAGUAUCAGCGUAUGAUUGUGGUCGAGGUCAGGAGGUCGAGACGAAGAAAUGAUGUUUGUGUGAUCUUUACUUUAUCAGCCCGUUAAUGAAUACUCCAUCAUCUCCUCUGGACAAACAAACACUCUCUCUCUGCUCCAUUCCUCAUGUAUCGUCCUUUUCCUGUCCGGUCUUUGAUUUAUCUUCUCCGAGCUUCAUCAAUACCUCUAACCUGCCACAGGAAAUGGAUCUCUGAGAAACACGAGGAGGAGGAGGAGGAGGAGGAGGAGGAGGAGGAGUUGGUCAUUGGUUAAAAUCCGCUAAGAUAAAAAUCAUCGAACACACACAGAGCUGUAAGUUUAGGUGGUCAGAGGGUCGUGAGGAUCAGCAGUCGUGACUCUACAUGGAUGAUCUGUGAGGAGGUGAGGGUCGCUCUCUCUCUCCCUCUCUCUCUCUCUCUCUCUCUCUCUCUCUCUCCUCCUCCGGCUCUCCUCCUCUUUUAUAUCUCCCUCCAUGAUCCAGUUGUUGGUUCUUUCUCUCAGUUUAUAUCUCAGAGAUCUUCUCCCAUCUCCUCAUAUCUCCUUCUGGUCCUGCCCGGCCCGUUCCUGCUGAUUUAUACAGAGUCCUGGAUAGUUGAUCUUUAUUCAUCGGGCCUCCAGGCGAGGCUGAUAACACCGAGGUCCUUCAUCAAUUCUGUCCAGCUCUCCUCCUCCUCCUCCUGCCCUUCCUCGCCCCGUCUCUCUCUCUCUCUCCAAACUCAACCCCAAAGACACUUUCUGUUUGUGUUUCCUUUGUGCGCUGAAUGACAAGCAGGUGAAAUUACUGCAGAAAUAGCUGCAGUUCUCAGCUGUGGGCAGAGAUCCCCGACGGCGGCUGAGUGGACAGUCUGGACAGAUGUGAAUGGGACACUUUAGAGAGAGUCAGUGUGGGAGAAAUCACUAAACUAAAGGUCUGUGUUUGUUUUCAGACGAACUCUGUCUUUAAUGGUUAUCUACUCUGCUCCUUGGUUCAGGAGGUUCGCCCGGGCUGACCUCUGAUUGGCUCAGGUUUGAUGUCCUGGAACCAUAAAAGGUCAAAAUGUGAUAUUUGGACCUGAACUCUGGAGUUCAGAGCUGGUGAGAUGAUUUCAGUCUGGUUGUUUCUCUAGAGCGGACUCAUUCAGGAUCAUUUAUCAGUCAGUCGUUUACAGUCUCAGUUUAAACGGACUAACCUCAUAAUUCGUCUUUCUCUCUGAAUCAGACUUCUCUCCUUGUUCUCGUUUACAUGCACUUCAGUUGUCCGGUCUUAAUCGGAAUAAGGCGAUAAUUCAGUUUUCUUGAGUGUCAUGUGAACGUACUGAUUGAUUUGGAAUUUCGACGAAUCAGAACUCAGUAUUUCCCACAGCAGGGUCAUUAGUAAAGAAGUUUGAUGCCGACAUGCAACGAUCAAAAUUAUAGUUUUAACCAAAGAGUCCUCAAUUAAGAAGAGUAAGAACUUUAUUUAUCACUGAAGGGAAAUUCAGUAAUUUAGUUUUUUAAUUUAGUUUAAUUGUAUUUAUUUAUUUCAUUUAGUGUCAGCACUUACAACCAGUUCAACUCCAGCUGUAGCCUCUGCAGGUGAGACUCCACCCUCUGAACCGAACCAGUGACCCAGUCGGACCUCUUUAUCGGUCUCUUUGUCUCUGGAGACAGUUAAAGGCUCGGUGUUUAGAAAUGUGAGGAAAGUUUAGCCGUCAGAUUCUAGUUUAAGACUCUCUUGAGGUGAAGCGAUGAUGGACGUUAAGCUGCUGUGAUGCACAGUAGAUCUGAUUCUCAGUUUGUUUAGAGAGAAAUGACUUUGACUGAAUCCUGCUGAGCUGGAGAAUCGAACCGACGACCCGGCGUGAAAGAGCUGCAGCCACCCGGGUCGAGCUGCUACUCCACCGCUGGGCUGAUGUCUCUCCUUCCCUCCGACCUCUAAAAUUAGACCUGAACUGUUGAGGCUGAUAUAAAUGGCUUCCUCUCACCGUCGGCCUCUGCAGAGCCUUCUGGGAGCUACACUUUAUAUUUUCACUUAGACAAAAUACACAAACAAAAACACACACACAAAAUGGCCACUGGUCUCUCCUCCUGAUCUAAAGGUAGAGUGUGUCUCCUCCAAACAGAUGUGGAGGGACGGUGUAAACAUCUGAAACAAAACACAAACACUUCUGACUCUGACCGUCUCUGCGUUUGACUCUGAUUCAUCCAAAAACGGUCUUUUCUCUCUGAAUAAUAAAGCGCCACAAUUAAGUUCCGAUCAUUCAGGAUCUGAAACGCAGAAAUCAAAAGAUGAAGUUGUUGUUGAAAACGCUCAUCGAUCAGGUUUCUGAAAUAGGUCAGUGCUUGUUGUGAAGCUGCAGGUUCCUCGUACACAAUGAGAACAAAAGACUCGGCUCUUUCAUCGCCACACAACAUCUCUCCGCUCCCUCCUAAACUCAUCGAUAGUUGGUCUGUACCAUGGGGAGCUGUUGUUCUCCUCCUCCCAGAGCUCCUCCUGCUAACCAAAGCACAGAUUUGCUCCUAUUGAUCAGAAAACACUCAGCUCUCUGCCUGCUGUUCGGAUCGAUUUUUGUGGCCAAGGCCGCGCUGUUUUUCACUUCCUACUUCAUUUCUCUCAACAGCUGGAGGGAAAUUAUAUGUCAGCUCCAAAGUUUUAGCAGCACUAAUCAGCCGUCCUCGCUGCCUAUCAAGGUUGUUUUGUCAAUAAUUCUCCUCCGACCACCACCCGAGGUUAUUUCUCUGUUUAUGUGUGAAGGUAGAGGAGCUGAUCAUCCUGGUGGGACAAAAGCUCUGAAGGUGUUUCUCUGUCUGAUUGUAAAAGCUUCACCAAUGAAGGAUGCUUCAUGGAGCUUUUUGUCCCUUUAGGCCCCCCGUCACUUCACCAGAGGGAGAGGUGAGCAGGGGAGCACGUUUCCAAGAACAGUAUCGCUGAAGGAGUCGAGCUGUGUCCACUGAAGCUUUUUAUUUUUUACAACCUCAAUUUCAGGGCUCUUCCCACUGACGUACACUCUUGUUGGGUUAGGAGGUUGUCCUGUGUAGGCCUGCAGCUGUCGGAUAUUUGAGUAAUCAAGUAUUCUCCAGAAUAUUCCUUGAUUACCGUAUUUUUUGCACACUUAUCAUUAAGACGCACUUAAAAUCCUUUUGGCUUGUCGGAGCGCUGCAGCUACCGUAGCCUCGCAGAGUUAUUGAAUGAGUGAAAUAAAGUUUGACUUUUCUGACUGUUUUGUUUGGCUUAAUGCGCUUUAUAAUCCGGUGCUCCUUAUGUAUGAAAAUAUAUGCGAAUAGACACGUUCAUUGAUGGUGCAUCUUAUAAUCAGGUGCGCCUUAUAGUGCGAAAAAUACGGUAAUUGAGUAAUCGGACAAAACAUAAUUUUUUUAGUUAAAGUGCAAUUAUUAAUAUACAAGAGAAAAUAAGACAUUUAACUUAAAAAUGAUAAUCAAUUGUUUUCCUUUUUUUUGGAAACGAGGAUCGCGGAACAAGUGUGUCGGUUAGCCGAUUGUAAUGUUUGUAAGAAAGCUGAUUAUGAAAUUAACUUUCAUCAUGUCUUCAGAGAUAUUAGUGUCUCAGAGCUGAAUAACUCCUGUUACCUGUUUCUUCUACUACGCCGUCAUUGUUAGGCUACAAGCUAACAUGAAGAGGAGUGUUCAGAGCAGCGCUGACUCCGCCCACAACUCAGAGAAUCAGAAUCAGAAUCUCAUUAUUGUCCCAAAGGGAAAUUAGUGUUGCAGCAGGAGCACACACGAAUCACUAAUGACGAAUUUCUGAUGAGCUUUUGGAGCUCUGCAGAAGAAAAGCUCCUCUCUUCAUUCAUUUUUUCUGCUCCACAAACCAAAACUGCGUUUACUCCUCCUUCUACCGUGGUGACGGGAGCGCGGUGUGUCACCUUGAAAAUAAUCCGUGUGAAACAGUGACGAUUAGAGUUUAUUACCAAUCAUUUUUUGUAAUCGAGGUCCUCGAAGAAUCGUUUCAGCCCGAGUCCUUCGGCAGUCCUGCUUCCCUCAGCAGUGUUCAUAAGGUCUGAUUUACAAAGCUUCAUAUAUUAGCUCAUUCAACGACUUUAUACUAAAAACAAAAGACUGAAUUUAGGUCAUGUGUCUUUGGACCUGAAAAUUAGACCUGAGAAGAACUGAAAAAUGAAAAAAAGGGUUUCUGAAAGAAGAAUUUACUGACGUCAAAGACAGAUGAAGUUACCACCGUGUGUUUUAUGACUGAAUGUUUGGAUGGGAUGGUCGAGACUGUAUCAAACUACCGAGGACCAAACCAAUGAGUCUGGACGACGUGUCUCUGAUGUUAAAGUUCAUAAAUCAAGAAAAUUAAGAGGAGAUGGACUUUGUGUUUUCUUGUUUGGGUAAAUUUGAAAGGCUGUCUGGGAAUCUUAUUAAAAAAACUGUUCAGCAGAAGCAGCUGUCAGAGUUUUCUUGAAAUCACAGCUGAUACUAUCUGAAUUAUAUUCUCUUAAACACUUGAACACCUCUGUCAUCGGCUGUGUCACCUGUGUCAAACUCAUUCCCGUCUCACUCCUGAUGGCGUGCUCUCUCGUCCACAGGGAGUGACGUACUGCGGAGAGAGCUCUGCCAGCAGCCUGACCAUGGCGAACGUCCCCUGGCACCAGGAAGUGGUCGCCUUCGUACAGCAGCUGGCGGACAUGUUGCCUCAGUACGAGAUCGCCUGCGAGCACGAGCACUCCAACUGUUUGCUCAUCGCGCACACGAAGGUAAGAGAUUUAAUAACGACUCGAGCGAGAGAGUGAGGGAUAAACGCUUCCUUGGCAACAAGCAGAGAAGAUUAAAUUUUCAUGACUUCUUUUGGUUUCUUUUAUUUAACAACAGUGUUAAAGUAGGACAGUGAAUCUGCUGCUUUAGCUCUGCAGAGGAACUUCAACAGAUCGAUCUGUGAACACCGCUGGUUAAGACUUCAAAAGUUACAACAUGCACCUUUAAUCAUGUUCUCUGAUUUACUUAUUGUUGUGUUCAUAAAGUGCUGGUUAUGAUAAAGAUGAAGCAUUUUUACAUUUGGUGUUUUUGCACAUUCAGACUCUGGUUUUGAGCUUCAGCGUCUCCUCGCUCAUGUGAUCCAUUAUUCUGCUCAAAUUCCCUCUUUAUCUCCGUUUUCUUUCAAAGCAGCGUUUUCACCCGUCCCAGAAACUCCCUGCAAGUUUCCUGUCCUGAAAUUGGUGUUAUAAUUUAGUCUUGUUGUAUUAUUCAUAAACACAGAGUCUCUCCUGUCUGCCUCCUCCUCCUCCUCCAUCAGAGUGCUUUAUUCUGUUUCACUCCGUCAGUGGUGGGUUGUGCUCGGCCAAAUGUUCCUCAAUAAUUAAUGAACGAUGAUUAAUUACUGUCUCGGCUCUCUCUGACAGAGUCAAAAUUUUAAGAUGGCCAGCUUGGCGCCCCCUUCGCUCACACACACACUGAGCUGGUGUGUUUAUUCGAGCUCCCAGUCCGCCUUUGUUUCUAUUUACUGAAUCUGUGUUUACAGGAAACCGCUGCAGAUUUGUCUGUGUUCUAUUUCUGUCUGUUAUGACUUACCUGGAAAACUGAAGAUGAUGUUGUUCUGCUCAGUGAAGUGGUUCUGAUGUUUUUAUAUGAAAAUGAAAAAGACGUCCAGAAACUGAAGAGGAGCUGAAUCUGGUUUUAAAGAAGCUAAAGUAUCUUGUGAUUUAAGAUCAGAUUGAGUUUAAACACGACGAGGGAAGACGACUUUUAUAGGAGGAUCUUAACGACUCAAAACAUCAGAGAAAAAAAAGGUUCAGAUUUAUUCAUGAAUUUAUUCAAAAGUUCGAUUUUCAGGUGUUUUUAUAUUUGUAGCAUCUGAGCAGAAAUUUUGAGGUCUGUUAUCAGAAAUUUAGUUUUCGUCACUUUUACCAAACACAGCCGACUUACAACUUUACCUUUAUUUUCUGGAUCAACUCACCGUCAAACUACGCCACAGCGUCAGACAUGCUGUUAUCUGUGCUUGUUUACAUCCUGGUCGUAGGGCUGCACGAUUUUAAAAUCCUGAUUUUUUUCCCUGAAAACUUGAUUUUCCGUUUAGUUUUUUAUUCAUAAAUUAAACUCUCGGUCACGUCAUAAACGUUUCUGUCUUUGACUGAAGUGUCUCAAAUAUCGCAGACAUCUGUUUGACAUGUUGGCGUGACAGUGUGAGAGUUUAAAGUUCAGCUGUUUGUUUACAAAGAUCUAAUAAACAUAAAAUACUAAAAAUAUAAUCACUGCUUUAUUAUAUAUCUGUGAUCCUUUAGGCUGGUCUGAAGACCUUCAUCGUCGUUAUCAAAGCGUUCCUGAUCGAGACGAUCACCAAAGACACUUCCUGUUUUCACAGCAGGACGAGGAUCAAUAUUUGACUGGAUUGAUUGUCUCCUCCUCCCUCUUUCUUCUCCAUCCAUCGUUUCCUCACCGUCUCCAUCGUAGUGAUGACCAUUUGUGCAUCAGAUGGUUCGUUUGUCUUCAUACACGCUCUCACACAGAGACACGUCUUCUCUCUCCUCCACAUAGAUUCCUGUUUUAGUUCCUGAUCCUCAGAGGAAGGAUCUAUGUUAUCUAGUCGCUCUGCAGGAUCAGCCGUCUGUACUCUCUGUAUCUUUGAGACUUCAGUGAGGAGCUGUCGGUCUGUUUCAGAGACUCACGCUGUUCCUCUGAUUCUGCUGGUUUUUCACUCUCUCUGUCGUUUUGUUCAGUUUUUCCUCUAAUCAGCACUUUUUAAUUAAAGAAAAUGUGAGUUCGGUUUAUUUCUGAUCUCUGCUGACGGUGACAAAGAAGACAAAUGAUGAAACCAUGUGACUGAAGAAGACCUGAUAUUACCUCCUACUGUUCAUGUGGCUGAUCCAGACUCAGCUGGUGUUACUCUUCAUUUCUGUGCAGUCAUCAAUAAUCGAGCAGCGAGCGGGGAACUGGAGGCUUUUUUUGGGUUCCUCCUGCGAGUGAAGAGAGUCUGAUGUUUUUCUGCUGAGUGUCCUCCGAGUCCUGAAUGAUGUCUCUGUGCAGGAAGACGGUCCAGAACAUGAAGCCCUCCAAGAUCCAGAGUUAACUUAUAUAACAGCUGAGCUCAGAACACACGACAGGGAGACAUCAGGAGACAUCAGGAGACAUCAGGAGACAGCAGGAGACAUCAGGAGACAUCAGGAGACAGCAGGAGACAUCAGGAGUCUCUGAUCCUCAGAUCCUCGUUUUGAUGUUUGAAGGACAUCAGAGCUGAGGAUAUUUAUAUAUAUGUAUGUAAAGGCAGAUCCUCCUAAUCAGUGAACCGUGGCUGAUCCUUGCUGCUUUGACAGAUCAUCAUCAUCAUCAUCAUCAUCAUCAUCAUCAUUAGCUCCUUCUCAUCCCCUGGGAUCUCCUCAUUGAUAGACAUUUCUCUCCUCUUUCUCCUUCAGUUCCUCCUCCCUCCUCUUUUUCAUUUUCCUCCUCUCACCUCAGAUUUCUGCGUAUUUCCUCUCAGACGUGUUAACUUCCAGAUCAUUGCUAUCAGUCGGUCUGUUGUUGUGUUUGCGUGUUUCAAAGUCUGGGGAUGUCGUCCAUUUUUGGAGUCAGUGUCUUCAAAGAUUCAUCAAAGAUCUGCUUUCAGCCUCCUGCUGUGAUGGUGUUCAUGUAGACCGUCAGCGCAGAGAUGAAAUGUUCAACAAACAGGCGAGCCUCAAAAGUUCAGAAUAAAAAUGUUAGAAAAACUUAAACAGCCUGAAAACUGAUCCUGUCGAGCGUUUACCUCAAACUUAGAAGGACGUGACUCUGAGAGCAGAGAGGAGCUGCUGUGGAUGUUUUCAUCGUUAGAGGAUAUCGGACACAUGAUGGGAAACAUGCAGAAGUAACACAACAACAUGAUCGUUUCACAGCGUUAUUAUCAGUGGGACUGAUUUAAAGUCCUGGUUGACGAUCUUGAAAAAAACGGAGCCGUUGAGGCAGAUUUGAAAAAAGCGUGGUCAAAUGUCCUCUUCCACUCCGCCCUUUCCUCUGUCUGCGUUUUCGUCCCUCUUUUGGCGGUGUGGCGAGCAGAAGUGUUUUUUUUUUUUUUGCGUCCUUCUCCAUCACAGCUCCUGUAGCUAAGCUGCUACGCUACUUUUACCCGCUCAGAGCUCCGAGGAGGGCCGUGAGAGUGGGAGGGGACGAGUCGGAACUACGCGAGAGGGGUGUGAUGAAUACAGCGAGGUGAUUGGAUGGAGAGGCGGAGCAGGAGAUUGACCAAUAGGAGCUGUCCGGGAUGGAUGGCUCCCAUUGGUCAAUGUUUUUGCAGCCCUGCACCUGAUAGGGUGAACAGAUUUUUUUCGUUCUUUUUUCUCUUCACUUUGUGGAGAUCGCACUUUAGGACCAUGAUCGCCAUAGAAACGAGGUUCAUAAUAAUUAACAACCUCUACAAUCGUCAACCAUGAUUUUAAGACACAAAACAGGAAAAAGCUGCUGAUAAAUCGAUGAAGAACAGAAGCUGCUGUCUUAGAUUUUAAGUACCUCUGAAGUUCUGAGCAGGAAUUCUGACUUUGAUCGUUUGAUUCGUCCGAGUUUGAACCGAUGUCUGUCAUUCGAGCCGCUGACAUGACGGCGUUUCUCACCUGCUCUGUCCUCAUCAUCGUGUAGAGAUACCGUAGUCGUGAGAACCUCCCUCAGUCUCCUCAUCAUCACAGCCACAUGACUGAUGUGAAAAAAGAGAAUUAAGCGUUUCCUCCUGAAUUCGUUUCCAUGGUGACGGGUUGAUACCGCCUUCAGACAGACUUUACAGCGGGGAGUGGUUUACUCUUCAUCUGAAACUGUGAAGCCAUACCAAUUCAACGACUGACUCGCUCUUGUCCUAUUUAACCACGAAAUUAUCGCCUUCUUUUACAAACGCCAUGUUCGUUUACACUGGUGGAAGGAAGGAGGAGCCUACGGUGGCCUGGAGGGGCGAGACAUGACAGAGAGGAAAAUCGAUUUGAGGAUUGUAAUUAUUCUAACAUCGUCACAGUUAAAUAAUCUGAUUAUGAUUAAAAAUCGAUGAAUCAUGCAGCCCUACGUCAGAUCUGAUGGUCUCCAGUCUCAUUGGCGUGUUCUCGUACACGCUGCUCCUCCCGUCCUCAGCAGAGACCGGUCUUGUUCUCCCCGCAGACAGCUCAGCUCUGCUUUGUUGCUCGGAGACUGAAAUUGUUUGCAGAGAUUCUGGCUGAACAAAUAUCUCUCCUUCUCAUUACCAGAAACAUUAACUCCCAGUAGGCGCUGCUUUCAUACGUUCCCCCUUUUCUCAGGCCUCAUUAGCGAUGCGGCGGGCAGCUCCUCUCUAAUAGCCGAGGCCGGCGCAGGCAUCUGAAGGCUCGAGCGCUUAAUGCGGCCGCUCCCUCAGAGAGCCGUCAUCUCCAGCAGGAAAGUCUUUAACUUUGCAAAUCAAUGUGAGAAGAACAUUGUGGGUUACUCUUCCUCGCUGUAAUUUUCUAAAAAGAAGCUUUAAUCCAAUCCGAACUCUCUGGUCUCUCUGUGUGACACGAACAGAUGUGAAGCAGUUCACAGACGGAGCUGAGCGCGCUCGCCUGGUCCAAUCAGAGCCUCACAAACUGGGAAAGAGAUUUUAGACUAAAUACUGAGAGUUAAAGAGAAACGGCGAUCUCCAGUGACGACUGAACAUGACCUUCUCCAAUCCCUCCGUGAGUCAGUCAGUCAACUCACCAAGGAGCGGUUUUACUUCAGAAUAGGGCUGGGCGAUAAAACGAUAACGAUAUAUGUCGAAAAUUAAUUUCCCUCAAUAUCAGGAUAAAAAACAGUCAAUAAGCUUUUCAAUAGUCGGCAUUCUGACAUGUUUUGGUCGACUAUACGAAGAGUCGGGCUGAGAAGAAAUGCUUUUCUCCUGAUUCGAUUCCUCUACGAUUUUUUAGAUGCCGAUUUGAUUUAAAUGCGAUUCUACAAUAUUGUCGAUGUUCUUGAUUUUUAUUUUGCAUUUGUAACACCUUAAUAAUAAUAAUAGUAAUACACAUUACAUGUAAGUCAGUUUUUAAGAUUUACUCCGAAAUUUGAAUUAAAAAAAAAGAUUUUUGAACAUAAAAAUCGAUUUAAAAAUUGUAAAACAGAAAAAAAUUGCAAUACUUUUGUGACUCAAAAUUUUUCUCCCGCCCCUAACAAAUAGCCAAUGAAAAGGGGAGUGUCUCUGGGUCCACUUUGUCCUGAACCAAUCAUGUGCUGAAUUAUAACCAAGUAUCAAACAGCUGCGUCGUAGCAGACAGCAGCUACACCCAACCAUAGCACUUUAACAUCGCCACGCCUUACGACAAAACGUCAAAGAGACACAAAGACCUCACAAAUAGAUUUUGUAUUGAAAAAGACAUGCGACCAAUAAACUCUGUUAAAUUUCAUUUUUAAUAUCCUGAUAUUUAUCGAUAUCGACUGAUAUGAAAAAAAAAGUCAUGAUGAACUUUUUCUCCAUAUCGCCCAGCCCUACUUCAGAACCAACUCAUAUAUACUCUGAUUCUCUUUGCUUGUCUAUAACUGAGUCCAAAAACGAAUCCAUGGUUGAGUAUCGACUGGAGUGCCCUGUUGCAUGCUGGGAAAGUAAAAGGUCCCACUCCUGAGGAAACAAGCAGGAUUAGAGAUGUCGGAGGGUUUUUCUGAAGCUGCUCUGGUGGUUAGUUUUCUCCUCACGGCCAAUCAGAGCGCUCUCUCUCCCCGCUCCUCCAGUUUUCUCUGAUUUCGUUCUCUCUCAUGAAGCGGACGGUGAGCUGCAUGAAGGAGUCAGAGGCAGUGAUUGAUAAAAAGAGAGAUGUGAGGAGAGAAGGAGAGAGUCCAGGACCAUUAACAGACUUCACUAACCAGAGGUGGCAGACGUGACUCUCUGAUGUUUUCAGAGACCUCAUUCCUCCAUCAUGGUUAUUAAAGCACAUUAAGGUUUCCAGUAAUUAAUCAACAGAUGUCUCCACACUCAGAUUAGUUUAUUUUAAUGAAGAUAUUCGGGAUGUAUCAGAUUUGCUUAAUGUUAGUUAAAAAAGUUCAUCAGCGUCGAAACAGCUCCAGUGAGUCAGCUGUGAGGAGGUCAGAAACAGACAGAAAAAUCACAGUGAGACGCUUCUGAGACUCCUUAACCAGCAAAACAAACACUCAAAUAUGACCUCUAAUAAAGAAGAGGUCCAGGUUUAAACCAGGACGGUCAGGGUUCGAUGGUCUUUACAGUGAGAAGUGUGGAUAUAAAUGAGUUUGAGAUGAUCAUCACGUCUCAUCAGCAGAAUCCAGUCUGGUUCUCCUCAGAAACUCAGGAGGUCUCCUCUCAUGAUAUUGAAUGUUGGUGGACGGGGUGACGGAUGGGAACAUCUUUGACUGUGUUUCAGCUGACUCCGGUGUCCCGAGUGUCUACAGUCGAUGAAACGCAGCGGAGCGAGGCCGAGUUAUCGGCGAUUUAAGAGCGAUAGAUCCAGGAACAUUUGGGCGCUGUGACAGAGGAGGAGCAGCUCAGCUCUCUGAAACAAACACUGAACUGACUUCAUUUUAAAGAACCUCUUUAUUGUUUCAGAGUUUGUCUUCAUGCAGGUCUCCAGGUGUCUGUCCUCACGUCUCCUGCUGUCUCCGUCUCUCUCUCUGUGUGAUUUCAGUUCAAAGUGGACGGCGAGUGGUGGACGUGGAUCGACUACGAGCGUUUCCAGGAGCUGGUCCAGCUUCACGAAGAGAGCGAGGGACGGCAGAGCUUCUCUGCGUUAGACUACGUGGCCAAGACCCCCAGCUGGGCUCUGUUCGGAGCCCGGGAACAAGGUUUUGACCCCGCAGACACACGCUUCCAACGACGCAGCAAAACCAAAGACGUUUCAGGAUGCUGAUGAUGAGAGAGAGAGCGAGAGGAACGAGUGAGCGAGUGAGUGAGUGAGUGAGUGAGUGAGUGAGUGAGUGAGUGAGUGAUGAUAAAAUGAAGGAAAUGAGACUUUCAUGGUUUUAUUUCCAUCUGUUUAGUUCCAGAUUCACAGAUUUACAGCUGCGCUCCGUCUUUCCUGAACGUUUCCUGUUUUUGUUUCAAUCAGAUCUUUAAUUUGAUUGGCUUAGACCCACGAUCGACCCCAAAACUGACAGAAACACUUUAAUUUUCCAGACAUUCCCCUCUUCUUCUUCUUCUUCUUCUUCUUCUUCUUCUUCUUCUUCUUCUUCUUCUUCUUCUUCUUCUUCUUCUUCUUCUUCUUCUUCUUCUUCUUCUUCUUCUUCUUCUUCUUCUUCUUCUUCUUCUUCUUCUUCUUCUUCUUCUUCUUCUUCUUCUUCUUCUUCUUCUUCUUCUAGAUUGUUUUUUACUCUAUGAUCUGAAACGGUGGUCCUACGUAGCUCAGAUCCAGGUGCUGGUCCUCCUCCAGUCCAGUUUGACCACAGAAGACUUUGUUACUGAUUUUUUUACUGAAUCCAGAUCUAGAUCCUGAAUCAGAUCUGAAAUCCUGAAUCCAAAUCUGAAACCCAAAUCCUUUUCUCAGUUUUUAUCUGGAUGUAGACCUCCUCUCCUUUUGUCCUUUUGUCCCUCCUGAUUUGUCCGCUGAGGUCUUUCUUUCUUCCUUCCUUCCUUCCUUCCUUCCUUCCUUCC